This is a messenger RNA of Porites lobata, 46603 nucleotides long. NCBI's taxonomy places the organism in Eukaryota, Metazoa, Cnidaria, Anthozoa, Scleractinia, Poritidae. The record is from the annotation of a GenBank genome assembly.
AUGAUACCACAGUGUAAACCGGAUGGUAGUUUUGACCUGGUGCAGUGUGACAUGUCAUACUGUUUCUGUGUCGACAAAAACGGCGAUGAAAUAUCCGGCAGUCGUCUUAAUGUGAGAUAUGGAAGACCAGUCUGUGACGAAACAGGUAUAUUAUACAUGAAAUCCAGACACGUAGGGUCCUGAUUUUUGAUCUUUUGGUAAACGUCUUUUUCAUGAUCUUCACCAGCCAUUAAAUGUGUCCUAUAAUCAUGUUAGCUGAAAGUGGAAUUCUCUAAAAGGUAGUUGGGUUCGUAACAUUUGUUUUAGUGCCAUUUUACUUUCAGAAUUGUUAGUUUACUUUUUCUAACGUCAAAAUCAAUACAGUUUCAAUGACUGUUAGUAACGUUUAUACCACCUAUAUACCAUCAGGCUGCAUAAUGUAGCAAAGAAAUAGAAACGCAUGGCUGUUACACGUCCUUCUUUCGAAGAGAAGCAAUGAUUGCAUAACACUAUUGCAUAUUGUGAGAUCACUCAGACAUAUGACUGAGUUUUUUUCGUUUAUUUCCUGUGUAUAUUUUCACUCUAAAAUGCUGUCUCCAAUGACUUGUAAUCAAAUGAUUUCCCAGGUAUAAAACCCACUGCUUGUCAGGCCCAGCAGAUUCGCUCACAGACGUCAAUGAUGGCCGGACCUGAAUGCAAACCUGAUGGAAAAUUUGAAGAAGUGCAGUGCAAGUCGUUGACUAAGCAGUGCUGGUGUGUAGAUGAAUCUGGUUCCGAGAUGGCAGGUUCAAGGACGGUCAAUUAUCUGAGUUGCCCACAAGCAGGUACGGUCUACUUACUGAGUAACAGUAGUCUGGUCUAACAAGCUACUUGCUCACAAAGAGAACUAUGCUGCGUCCCUUUGAAUUGUAAAUAUAACUUUCCCCUAUCAUAUCUUUUCUGGCAUAGAAGAUGGCUUGUUUUUGUCACAUAUCAUUAAACCAUCGAUAGUCAGUUCUUUUCACUAAUCUGGUGAUUUUGUAAUUCUUAUGACUAGAUGUUAGCACGGUGCGUUGCAUAAAUACCCCGAGGUGAAAUAUUCUUUAAAAUUUCACGCUUUCGGGUAUUUAAUCUUAUUUCAGGAAAGGAGGCGACUUCAUGUGAGAGGCAGUAUCAAGGAAAGGAUCGUUCGGACUACAUACCACGCUGCAGUCCUGACGGCCGUUUUGAAAACAAACAAUGUGUCGACGAUGAGUGUUUCUGCGUAGAUGCAAAUGGGGAUAAGCUAUCCGAAACAAAUGUCCUUUUAUCCAAUGGAAGGCCUAACUGCACUACGUCACGGCUUGGUAAGGCCUUACCGAAUCUCUCCUUGAAUAAUAGUGGUAUUUCAUCUCUUGCAAAUUUGGUAGUAUUAUUUGUUUAGGGAUACGUAAACCACAGUAAAGAGAUUUGACGAGAUUUGACCUUUUUUUGUUUAGAGGAGGAUUAACGUAAAACGCCAGGCAGUCACUUUUCUUGUUAACAUUGGAUCAAAAAUCUGACUUUUCUUGAUGAACUUUUACCAUGUUAGGGUUCGUUGCUGUGAACGCUUUCGAAAAAAGGCGAGAAAUUACGAUAGAGCUAAGCACAGUAAGGUCACUCCCACCCCUUUUGCUUGGAGACCAUGCUACCAAACGAUCGGUAAUUUAUCUGACAACCUAGACAGCAACUGCGCCUGACAGAUUUUAUUUUGUUAUCAGGUAUCAGGCCCUUGGAUGUUGGAAUCAUUCUUGACCAAACCCUUGCCCUGGAAACAGAUGAAUGGACAGCCGUGCUUAGGUUGUUGACGAGAGUGGUGAAUGGGCUUGGCGUCUCUUCGGCAUCUGAUGGAGCAAGAAUUGGCUUAAUACGUUUUACUUCUAACCCUUCGAUUCCCCUUUACUUCAACACGCUUAAGGAUGAACACCUAUCGCCUGAUACAGUGAACAAGUUUAUUGACAAAAUAUCACAGUCACAAGGGGUACGACGCAUUGAUCUGGCGCUACAGAGUGCUGCAACGGAUUUAUUCUCACAAAAAGGCGGUUCAAGGGCAGGUGCAAAGAAGGUAAUGCAAUUGACCAUUGUAGACAACAAAUCAUUAGACUCUACGGUCGAAGCUCCAUGUGCGACCACCUCUCAUAAGCGACGCAGUUGUCCCUUUCGCAAACGAUAACUGCUAUUUUAAGGUUCUGAGAAACUUUUUGACCUGUUAUUGGAAGUGUUUUUAUUACAAACAAAGAAAAUCGCAACCCUGGGUCGAACUCGGACCUCGAACCCGAACUUUCACAUCCUAAUCUCUUUCCCUUUAUCCUACUACACUACCACAUUCUGAAAAAUUUAAGUACAUAAACUAGCGCUAUCUUUCUUAACUGUUACAUCAGUAACAUUUUGAAUAUUUUUGAAUGCGAAAAUUUUAGGUUUCCUUUUUGUUGCGAAAAAUAGCCCAACCUAGGAAGUGAAAUGUAAAAAAUUAAACUUCAGAAAUCGUAGGAAAUUUAUUAGAUAAGCUUGCUUGUGCAUGAAUGGAACGGCCAUGUAGAAAUUUUUUAGCCGUCCUCAAGUAAUAGAAAAUUGUAGGUAAUAUCUGCUUCUCCGCAUUCGAACAGAUAUUUUACAGAAAACAGUCGUUGGGUGCCUCUGUGACCCUAGCCCUUUCCAUAACUUUUAAGGUAAAUUCAACUUGGCCUUCAAUGUAGUUCUUUCUAAGACUAUUCGAAAACGUAUCAUUUGCCUUAUUGUAAUUUAAUCCUGGGGAUAGUCCCUCAUGUAUAAUGAUAUCUAAUGACGGGGAAUGAUGUCUUAUGAUGGUGAGUGAUGUCAUAAUGACGAGGAAUGAUUAGAAAUGACGGGGAAUGAUGGGUAGUGACUUUUCCUGGCUUUUAAAUAUACAUGUUUGUAUGUAUGGGACAUUUGGUGGGUAUAUAUACAUGUGAUCUCAACCAUCCAGGGAAUAUACUACAUCAAUGAUGACUAAAGGCUUGGUUAGCAGUGGUGGUAUCGACAGUUUAAAAUGGCAACGACCGUGACGAAAGAGUCACCUCCCAUAGGCGACCACCUAUUCAAAACACCAAAAUUUUCCCACACAAAACAUUUAAGCUUAAAUCUCUCGUAAAUGGCCAUCUUUUGUAAGCGACCACGUCAAUUGCUUUCGGGGCUGACGGUCUCAUAAUUUUCCAUUGUUUUUAACCUGUUGCAAGCGACCACUUGACACAUGGCCUGAUCUAAACCCCCUAUAUGUACUAUGGCACUAUACGUAAAGGUUUUAGCGACAACAUUGAACUCUAAAAAUAGUUACUUAGAAAUUGCAGGCAAUAAAUUAUCUUCCAUUAAGUAUAUGUGUCCGAAGAGAAAAGGUUCGAUUCUCGUUAGCGACCACCUGCCGUAAGCGACCUUUAAUUCCUCGCAUUUUUGUGUGGUCGCUUACGGGAGGUUCGACUGGACUUCUAGCAGUGUUGAAGAUAAAUGAAUCGAAAUGGAAUCUUGAUCUUUAGAUCGCUCUGUUGGUCACUACUGGUCCACAAGACACUACACAGACGCUUUCUACCCCUUUAGCCGAUGCAACAGCUCAACUGCAAAAAGCCAGCGUUGAUGUGUACUCUAUUGGGAUUGGCCCAGAUGUCGUACCUUCUCAAUUAGAAACUAUAGCCUCAAGACCAGAGUAUGUUUUUAGAACGGAGGUGGCCAGUUUGCCCCUCGUUUCAUCUCAACUUACCGACAUGAUACGUCAAGGUAAAGUUCUGUUCAUAGAUGUCUCUGUGUUAUCGAAUAUAUUGCUUCCACCUAUUUUGACCUAUACUGGGUAAGCCCAACCCUUGGGUUAAUGGCUAAAUAAGCAGUAUCUGCACUCGAAAUUCGGAGAAACCAAAUCCCCAAAUACCCUCACUUAGUGGCUACGUUGAAUCCAGUGCCAGUUUGAAUGAAGUUAUAUUUUUCAAACGUAAGUUUGUAAGUUGAAAAUUUUCUUAUCUGCUGAGGGACUGACGCAAUGAACUUGAUUGUAAAGUAAGACUACCCCGCAGAACAAAGUGAUUAAGAAAUCGCAAGGACAACAUAAACUUAUGUUAAAUGAGUGUCCGUAAGUCGGAUAUACAAUCAUUCUCAAUUACAUACGAAUUUUCCUUCGAUUUAGUGAGCCAAAAUAACUCGAAUCAAGAAGAAAGUCACAAAGUCGCAAGCUUGAUAAAAUGUUUGCGUUAGAGUUGUAUGGGUUUCUCAGUAGUUAAAGUACUGCUUGGCAGUGUCCGUUCAGAUCUCGCGUUACGCCCUCAUCUAUCGCUUAACAACGUUCCAGGAUUAUUGUUUUUAAUCUGUUCCUUGUCUUCUUAGAUCGUAUCCCAUCGUUAGAUGUUGGUUUCUUAGUGGAUUCGUCAGAUGCAGCCAACUGGCAAAAAACGCUGACUGCCGUUUUAGCAAUCGGUGAUAACUUAGACAUUUCUCAGAGUGGCACACACAUUGGCUUCAUCUCUUACGCUUCGUCAGCGUCCGUGGCCCUGCCCUUCCCCGCUGCUGAUUCUCUGCCCUAUAAUCCAAGAGUUGUUCGACAGCUUGUGAACAGCGUAGCUCCGUUGGGAGGAUCCGAAAGAAAAGUGGAUCGAGCAUUGCAGUUAGCGAACGAUGAGCUUUUUGUUCCACGAAAUGGCUCUCGAAAGGCCUCCAAACAGGUAUGUCAAGGAACGAGUGUAAGUCAUUUUGUAGCCAUAAUAAUAGCGUGAAAGUCAGCCAGCACUUUUCCUUGAAGAGUCAUCGGAAAUAUUUUUCACCUAUAUGGUAUUUGAAAUAUCUGAACUUCUUUAUUAUUCUGGGCUGAUAUAUAUUCUAAUUUUUCACAUUUUGGAUCCUUCUGCUGGAAACUAAAUAUAGCGAAUUACCCAAUUUGAUGACUCUAUCUUUCUAAAAGCUAAAUUUCCCAUUUCUGAUUUCAUCAAAUUCUUUAAUAUUACUCUCUUUCUUGGGACUUUUUCUAAAGGUAAUAUUUACGGAAUAAUUAUAGCGACUGAGUAUGAGUCAGUGAUGAGUGUUCAUCGCUCCUAACCAUUUCAACUACGCCUCUAUACUUUAUUAGAUCGCCAUUCUCUUUAUCACUGGGGAAUGGCCUGCGAGCAAGUGGAGUUCCCCCUUGAUGCAACUGAAGAAUAAGGGCGUCGAAGUGUAUGUCGUAACAUCAGGUCCUACAGCAGACACUCCUGAAGCACUUAGAGUUGCAAGUGAUGUAAGAAAUGUCUUUAGAACAAAUCCUUAUAGCGAUCUUGAAGAAGCUGAGCCGAAAGUCACCCAGGUGGCGACAGAGGGUAAGUUACGAAUUCCAGUUGUUGUAAGUGAACAAGAAUGCCCUAUCUGCGUGUGCUUAGAAAUGCACUUUUCGUAGCGUUUAAUAACAUACAUCCCAAAAUCUCAACCUCUGUGAGGAAUGUCUUGAAAUCGAGAUUCUUUCUUACUAAUGUAUGAUUUUGCAAUCUUUUGCCGUGCAUGAAUUGCUUUUUGUUAAAUUGGCUUGAUUACCUUCAAAUAAAAACCAUUGUCAUCGUACUUUUACUUGUAUGGACUAGUUUUCAUAGCAUUUUGACUUGUUAAUCAGAACCUAAAGUGACGGUGUGCCAAAGAUUCAACAAUGGCGAUGAGCAGUUUGUUGUGCCAAAGAGAUCUGGAGCAAAGUGCAAGGCAAACGGCGAAUACGAAGAAAUCCAGUGCGACGAUGACUCCAAGGAGUGCUGGUGUGUAGACCAAAAUGGUUAUGAGGUGGCCGGAACUCGAACAACUGGGACUAUAAACUGUCCAGAAAUAGGUAACUGUUUUUACAGUCUUGCCCCCACACGGGUUAAAAACGAAGAAAUUCAAAGUUCUUGACGGACCAAACGAUUAUUCAUGGUUCCUAACGAGUAAAGGGUAAUCGAAAGUAUUUUUUCACCUUUAUUAGGGAGUGACUCUUCACCAUGUCAGAAGGAGUAUUCAGAAAAGUCAAGGAAUUGGUUGUUAAAAGGGAGACAUUUGCCUCGCUGCAACCCAGAUGGCAGCUACUCCGACAAACAAUGUUACAAAUCUUACUGUUUCUGUGUUAACAAGGACGGCGUUGAAAUCUAUGGCACUAGGAAAAAUAUUUCCGAUGGCGAUGUAAUGUGUGGUCCCGAUCCAGGUAAGGUUUGAAGAGUCUUAAAAGGCCAAAACGCUACGGACUCAAAUAAUUUUCUGGGAUGGUGGACUAACACCUUUUCGCUCUUGUCAAAGUCAAUUCUUUAUUUCAAAUUAAAAUUCGCUAGGGGAAUUUUUUUAUUUUUUACAUAGAAAGGACGAAGGGGUGCCUUAAAUGCUGAAGUAGUAGAGUAUAAAUUGGUACCACGACGAAAACGAUUAUCCUUUCGUGCUACAGCUGUCGCCAAGCUUCAGGUUAUCUUCACACCACUCUUUUUAUUAACCUGUUCUGUUUAUCUCUUUCUUAAUUAUGUAGCACCAACCAACUGUGAACAUCAACGCGCUGAUUCUGUAGCCAAACCGACACCUGGUGCUUUUACGCCACGUUGUAAGUCAAAUGGAAAUUUUGAAUCAGUGCAGUGCCACGGCUCAGUCUGUUAUUGCGUAAACAACAAAGGAAUACCUCUUCCUGGUACUGAAGUGAGCAUUGGUCAAGGGAGGCCCAACUGCCAAGAUCCAGGUUAGAAAGCAUGGCUGCCCAUGGCUGUUAAAACAAGCGCAGAAGGUUUGGUUGAAACAACUUCUUAUUAAUUCAUCUUCCUCUCUUUGAUCUCUUUUACAGAUAAAGUUCUCGCAGACUGCGAGAAGAAGGUCCAGAAAAGUCUUGUCGAUAACAGUCAGUUUGUCCCAAGAUGCAAAAAAGAUGGAACUUAUGAAGACGUGCAGUGCGAUUCCUCAAGUUCGGCAUGUUGGUGUGUUGAUAAAGAUGGCGAAGAGUUGCCUGGAACAAGAUCUAAGGAUUUAGUCAAGUGUCCUGGUCAAAGUAAGUGAACUUAAUUCUGUUUUGUUGCAUUCAGCGUGCCUUGUAACGGCAUGUGCAAAUUAAGUUGGGGGUAAUUUUGACUAAGAAUUUCUGAAGGCGAUCCUGAUAAAUCGCAAUCUCCUUAGCGUUUGCACGCACUCAUGCGUCACGGACAAACUUCGCUCACGCUGUGACAUUAUAACAAUUUUUUUUUUGGUUCUCACUGAAGAAGACCCUCUGACAUCAUGUCAGCUGCAGUACCAAGAAAGUUGGCGAAAUCAAGUCAAGGGUCGCGCCGUUCCAGUGUGUAUGCCGGAUGGGAGUUACAGCAAAGUACAGUGCUACCUGAACACUUGUUACUGUGUUGAUGAAAAUGGCAACCAGAUAAGAGGCACUAGUGUCAACGCUCUGAAGGAUGGGAUUCCCAGCUGUGACGAUUCAGGUUAGUUCGAUGCAGUUCAAAAGUUAUGGCUAUGAUUGUGUCGUAAACGAUUUCACAUAAUGCUGAAACUGUAUCAGUUGUGAUUUAUUAUCGUAGUGUUAUUCUUAGGGUAUAAGACAACUGUUGUUCUUGACUUGCAGGGAAGCCCCUUACGGACUGCCAGAGGAGGCAAUCUGAUGCACAGCUAUCAUCCUCACUAACUCCACAGAUCAUGUGCAAACCCAAUGGCUCCUACAGUGAUGUGCAAUGUGACAAAUCCUCAAGUGAAUGUUGGUGUGUGGACCAAAAUGGUGAUGAAAUUUUUGGAACGCGAACUCUUGGCGUGCUCAAGUGUUCUUCAACUGGUAAGCGUUUCAUAUCAAUUUGGUGAGACAUUCAACGUUUUUGGGUCAAAACUAAACCACAUAUUGUUAAUAUUGUUCAUGAGCUAAUCCCCUACAAUCAAUAUAGUAAUACAAUGCGUAGUGGUUUUCGUAUGGCAUUUUUUUUAAACCUACAGGAAAGUAACUAAUUUGCGUGUACAUUAUUCGACGGGAUCCUAGUAUAAGUAGAAUAAGAAACAAACAUUUGUUACUUUCAUUGCCCUCAGCACCACUUUCAGCAUGCGAAAAUCGCGUAGAGAUGUCAUCUGGAGGGAAGCUUUCACUUUGGAAUCAUGUCCCUUACUGUCAUUCGGAUGGAAGCUUCGAGGACGUGCAGUGCAAUGCUCAUACUGGUAACUGCUGGUGUGUGGGAAAAAAUGGACUUGAGUUGACCGAAACACACAGCAGGGAGAUGCCAAAUUGUGUGACACCUAGUAAGUUACUGCUUUUUCUUGCUCGUGUCGGUGCUCGUGAUAUUGUAGUAGACCAGUUAAUACAUAGAUUAUCAACAACCCUAUAUCAAUCUUUUCGAACUGGGAUUGAUAACCACACAAAGCCGUUUUCUACCACCAACCAGUUGAAAAAGGCACUGUACCUUAUUGGGGCUUAAAUGGCCAUUCACGAUCGUAUGCUUGUGAUCCCCCUCCCCCUUGCCAAUGUUGCUAUCGAAACUUCGAGGAAUAACUUUGAAUCUCAGUGCUAUUUCUCACAGUCGUGUAACUAAGAAUGAUUUCAAGUAAAAAAGGCCAGUUUUUCCGUGGUGUCUCAACAUUUUAGCAACUGGUUGAUACUUAAUUACACAGGACGAAAUAACGUGUUUCCGUAUUUUGUAAACUCGACGGAAACGGGAAGUUGCUUAUAUCCGUCACGUUUCCGCCCUGCGGAAACAUGGUGAUCUAGUUUUCCAUGGACGGGACGCGUUUCCGUCAUGAAACAUGAAAUUGACUUGUUUCCGGAACGUUUUCGCGUGUUUCCCCAAGGAUGCUACGCAUUUUUCGCUGGUGUUUGCUUAGACGGAAAUUUGACAAACCGCAUUUUAGCCGCUAACGGAAACAUGUGAUUACCGCCAUGUUUCCGCAACGAUUUUACGCGUUUAUGUUAAGUUUCCAUUUACGGAUUCUUGAAAUUUCGUCCUGUGUUAGUUUAAGGUCUCUAUUUUCACAUUCGUAACUUUAUUUAUUUGUUUUUCUGGUUAAGUCUCUGAUCACGCUGUUUAUAAUAACAAGUAACCUACAAAUUUUUAUUCAAUCGCCUUAAAGUGAUUAAAGACACGUGGUUAAAUCCAUUUCAUUGGCAAAAAUAUUUUUAGUGUGGUAUACGCCAUGUCAGCGGCAUCGACAACAGGUUCUUGGUCCAACUGGCAGCGCUCCGUUGGGCGCUUAUGUUCCUCAGUGCAAACCAGAUGGAAGCUACGAGCAGACGCAGUGCCAGGGCGCUGGGCAGGUGUGUUGGUGCGUUGAUGAAAGUGGAAGAGAGAUUCCCAAUACCCGACAGAAUGGAGAUCCAAAUUGUGGCAAAGCAGGUAAAACACUGUUUUAACAAUUUUCGCUCAAGAUUUUUUACCCCGUUGAUCUUUAUUAUGGCCAUUUAUUUGGAAGAAAGAAAUUUAAGAGUUCUAAAACUAUCCAAAAAAUUUUGCGAUUGUCUAUUUGCAUACUGAAGUUGACCAAUGUGUUAUAGAGUUUAACAGUCAACUUUGUUUUCAGACAACUUCACCAGUGUUCCAGUGGAACUGGGUUUUCUUUUUGAUGGCUCUGGACAAAUCAGCAAACCAAAUUUUCUUGCUCAAAUUGUCACGGCAAAGGAAAUUGUUGACAGUUUUAACAUAAGUGACGAGCUUGCACGUGUUGGUGCUGCAAUUUCCAGUCCUAACAGUCGAGUUCUUUUUACCUUUGACGAUCCACUAACUGGUCCAAAUCGUACAGCCGAGGCCGUUAAACAGCUUUUGGAUAACACACGCCAAGACCAAGGUGCAGCCAGACUUGGCGCAGGGAUCAAAACUGUAGAUUUGCAGUUGUUUAGCACUAAAGGAGGAAGUAUGAAUGUUUCAAAGGUCAGUUUCUCUUACCCAUUUGUACGUUUCCUGAUUGAUUCUGUUGAAAGUAGUACAGCGGCUGCUAUAUCUCUGGUCGCUUAUUGGUGUAAGGAUUGUUUUUUUACCACCCAAGACACAGCGUUGUUUGAUGCGCUUACUUAAACUAUGAAGGUAUCAGUGAUCAAACCCAGUGAGCAAGUCGAACAGCAUAUUGUUGUCCUUACUGAAUUUUGCGUAGAGUAAUCGCUCAUAUGACACAAAACAAACGCACGAAACAGGGACUAGAAAAAAAGGCAACAAGGGUAAGGAGAGCGGACCGAGGUGAGUAUUAAUGAUUUAGGAGUUUUUAAACUGCAGACUGCGUGGGUUAAACUGCAUCUUAUCUAGAAUACAUAUUUUCAUUGUGUAGUUUGUUUAUAACUGGUUUUGGCUUUCUUUCGUUUUUUACUUUAGGUACUUGUUGUCUUUGUUGGCAGCACUCAAACAAAGGAUAACAAAUCGCUUCCUCUCUCUGAUGUGGUUGAAGGACUUUCCGAGAAAGGCGUGACAGUUAUUCCAGUUAGCAUUGGAAAUAAUUUUGACCCUGAAGAACUUAAGACCAUAGCAAGCGAUUCUAAGAAUAUCUUCCCUCAGGAUGCUGUGGAUUCAGUGAAGAGGGCUGUAAAAGAUGCAGCUUCUCUUGCUCCACCAGGAGUUAACCAAGGUAAAAAAAAAAUCGUUUUUGGUAAUUUUGUACCAGAUUGCAUCCCACAGAUUAAAGAAAACCAAACAAGAUUGCCCCAGCCCCAGUGCUUAAGCGCUAUGAAAAACGGUGCCGAAUCUGAGUUCUAUUUAGGUUUCGUAUAUAAAGACCAGUGCGUAGUCAAUACUUAAUAUGUUUUUUUAGUUCCAGACGAAACAGCUUGCCAAAUAGCAGUUGAAAAAGCCCUUCAGACUCCCGCAAGCCCUGAUCGUUUUGUACCACGGUGUAAAGAGGAUGGCAGUUUUGAGGACGUGCAAUGUUCCGAGUUUACUGGGGAAUGCUGGUGUGUUGAUAGUUCCGGCAUGGAAAAACGCGGAACCAGGUCACAAGACUUUAUCACCUGUUCUGGCAUGGGUAAGCCAAUUUUGAUAAUGAAAAUCAGGAGAGACUUUUAGUUACUUUACUGUUACCUAACUAAGGUGACAAGAAACUUGCUAUUUGACGAACUCCUUGAAAUCCUUUUUUUAAUUGUCCUUUGGAUUGAACUUCGAUUAUAUCACCUUACUCGCACGAAAAAACCUGUGCCACCCUUUGAAAAUUUGUUGUUGUCUCUUACAUACUAUAUUGAAAAGCAUUUUUAGAGAACAUCCCUUGUGAAGACCUUGCUUAAGGGUUACAUUUUUGUAACAGCAUGUUAUUGUUCUCUCCACAAUUAAAAUAGGUACUGAUUUAACUCAGUGUCAACAAGAAUAUCUCGAAGGUCGUUUCCAACCACUCUGUACUCCUGAAGGAUCAUACGAGGACACACAAUGCCAGGGAACAGCCUGCUUUUGUGUAAAUGAGAGAGGAGACGAGAUUGCGAGGUCUCGAACCGAGCUUCCUGCCAGACCAAAUUGUACUGCUGCAGGUACUUUUACAAGUCUCUGUGUCCGUAAUACAGUCGAACCUCUGUUAAGUGGCCAUUUGAUGUUUAUCGGUCAGAUAUCAGAGUAUCGCAAUUGUCAGCCAUCAAUUCGCUGGCUGGCCGGUCUCAAUUGAACGGCUACUUGUCCCAUUUGUCAGGGUUAAAGGAAGGAGCCCAAAAGUGUGACCUCCUUUAAUUAAUUCACAUUCUUUCUGGUAGACAUUAACCAAUCAGAAGUCGAGGACAGGUUCCAGUUGGCUUCUGAUUGAAUUAAAUAUGCAAGAAAGAAUGUGAAUAAAUCAAAAGCAGUCACACUUCUGGGGUUCUUGCUGUAAAUGUAGACGGCUGCGAGAAUGAUAAUGGUGGUUUUGUAAUUUAUAUAAGCGUGAUCAAGAAUCAUAGUUAUUGAGCGAGAGUUGCAAACCAAUUAAGUUGAAUUUUGAAAACAAACAGUAGCUUUGCUAACCAUAAAUAAUAAAAAAUCCAAAUCAACCGCUAAAAUGAUAAUUAGGGCAGCACAUCUAAACAUACUUUGUCGCUCCUUUCCAGACUUCUUUAUCCAUUCUUGGUCUCUCCUUUAAUUAUUAUCUUUGGUUUUUUGGUUGUCAGGUUGGAAAUCAUUACCUUAAGCAUCGGGUGUUAUAUAGUUGAUUCAAUAAAGGUUGCGUUGGGUGUUGGGAAUUGGAAAUUUGGCAUUUAAGCAUACGGAACGAUGUGAUGAUUUGCUCAAGUGACCACCAAACAAUAGCUUCCUAGUGCCCAAUUCCGAAUGCCCAAGCAACCUUUAUUAAAUCGGGAGAAUCUAAUAAAAAUCGGUGAGAGCGGGAUGCAACACAUAGUUAAAUCGGAAGGCUUGGAAUCUACGUAUAUGUAAGCACAGCAAUUUUAAUGUUAUGUUUUGUUUCAGAGGAAAGACCUACGGUAUGCCAAUUUCAGUAUCGACAACAGAAUGGCAAUGCAGUGCCAGGGGCAUUUGUACCCCGCUGCAGAUCAGAUGGCAGCUAUGACGAUGUACAGUGCCGUGGCUCAGUCUGUUACUGCGUGGACAGAAGAGGCCAUGAGUUGAGAGGUACCAGAGUGAAUAUUGGAGAAGGGACACCUCAGUGUGCCACACCUGGUAAAUAUGAAAAGAGAGCCUCUACCGACGUAGUACGAUAUGUUACAACUGAGACUAACUUUGGGAUGCGAUUAAUGUGGCGCAAGUCACCCAGUUUCGCGCCAUACCAAUAUGUUAUACGUCGCUUGUAUAACCUACUGCUCCGAAGUGUGUUUCAAAAUCUUGCGUUUGAUUUUAUGUAAUUUCGUGAUUAACAUAUUGCCAUAUUCUUUUUUACUACCGACCGGGACACAGUUGCUGUUUGCCUAUGAAGAUUAUGAUUUUAUGAGCCGGGCACUGCAGCCAUUCACUAAAAUCACUUCCAUACAGUCCUGAAAAGCUAGUUUUGCCUGCCUCGGCUAAGACACGUACAGCAAGAAGAUUAAAAUAUUAAAUGCUUACAGGAUAGCUUUUCCGUAGCUUGCGUCAUAUAAUGCCCUUUAUAAUGCCCUAUACUGAUUUGACCUGAUUUAUCCAAAGUAUCUUCCCUUUCAUUGUACAACUGAAAGAACGCUUUAUUAGAUAUCUUUCUCUACAUUAAUGGAAAAUAAGACAGUUUAGUAAUAUUUAAUAGUUUGUUUUUUAUCUCAGUGAACACGAAGAUCGUCUCACACUGAAUAUAAAUACUAGCUAUUUAUGACAUUUUGUGUAAUUAUUUAGGUCAGAAACUUACUUUGUGUCAACGACAGUACCAGGAGUACUGGAAAAAUCCAGCCAUGGGACGCUAUGUUCCUCGAUGCAAACCAGAUGGUUCCUUUGACAGUGUUCAAUGCUCUGGGCCGUACUGCUUUUGCAGCGACCAAGAUGGCAACAGAAUACCUGGCAGUAUCACACUACAAUCUGUAGCCGUUGACGUUGACAAGUGCUCCGAAAUUGGUAAAGAUGUCAUUUAUAAUAACGUUUUUUGUUUAAAAAUGUUUUAAGGGUAAGUUCUGUGGGUACACAACUAGGUUAUAUCAUCUAUUACUGCAUUUUUCAGUUUCAUCAGGGCUUUUUUCUAGUUGACGUUACAACCUUUAAAGCAGCUUUUCGAAUCAUUACUCAUUUCGCUACAACAAUACAUGAUACAUUUGCCUCUACUGAAAUCACCAACCCCGCCAUUAAAUUUACCUGUGCUUCCAGGAAAACCACUUACCCCAUGCCAGCAGCAACAGGUAGACUUUUUUGCCACUCCUCCCAGCGCUGGCAAGUAUCUUCCACGUUGCAGUUCGUCAGGGGAGUACAUUGAGAUACAAUGCAGUUUGCAGGGUGAUGAGUGCUGGUGUGUUACUGAAGAAGGAAGAGAGGUCCCUCAAACAAGAUCACGUGGCCCACUUAGAUGUCCCAAACCAGGUUUGAAAAACAUGGUUUUAUCACUUUUUCAUAUACUGUACCACCUUUCGUACGCGUGCACCAAAAUGUCAAGAUUUGGUGGUCACUGCCGGGAAGUGAGUCGAGUCGAGUGUCGCGCCACAGAGCCGAUCGGUGGCAAGUGGCAGGUCACAGUACGCAUUUCAUGGAGCUAACGAAAUUGGAAAUGCUUAGAAUUCCUUCUAGUAAGUGGUUCUCGCGCUUUUUUUAGAUUUCAACUGCUUUGACUGGGAAGAAAGUUUGUUGUUUUGGAUAGGUCCCGGCCCUUACGAACUUGGUCAUCCGUAUUUAGUCUUUAUAGUUAUCUCUUGACAUUUGGUUGUUUUCUAUUCUUAUAUGUGUAACCACUAGUUUAUCAGAAGUUUCAAUUCCUUAUCGAUCGUAAUUUCGCGUUCUAUCUUUUGCACUAUAGAUGCUACAGCUGCCUGUACUCUUAAUCAGGUUCAAGAUGUGGGUUACUUUACUGUUUUUGUUCCUGACUGUGAUGAGAAUGGAGAUUAUAAGCCCGUCCAGUGCGAUUACAGGUAUGGCUACUGCUGGUGUUCAGAUGAAAAUGGCAAUCCUGUUCCAGGUACAACAGUAAGGGGGAAAGCGAACUGCACAGCUCCAGGUAAUAUUUUUAUUUCUUUUAUUUCGGGCUUUUGUCCUUUAAUUUUAGAGGAGGUGUACUGUGUCACGAAACCAGAACGAGUGAAAUUCAAAAAUGAACAAAUCGGACAAAAUUGCCGAGACAUUUUAAUUUACUUUACGCAAAAGCAAUAAUUGGAAAAUGACUGAUUGAGCACCUAGUGAAAAUGUACGGUUGUGAUAAGUUUCUUGCCACGACUUGGUCAUGGUGAAAAAGUACACCACUGCCGGACACCAUGAAUGGCAAAUUUAAUUUUACAAACUAUCUUACAAACCAAGCAAAAUUAAGUAUCAGAACUGUAACUCUGACGACAGCAGGGUGAAGAUAAGGGAUAUAAUUCUUUGAGGGAUGUUUUUAACCUUUGAUCGCUAUCUACAGAUAAGCUGACGAAGUGUCAAAGCCAUCUUAACCAACUGACUGCCUACUCCAGUUUACCAUCAUCCGGAGAUUUUGUGCCGAGUUGUCGCGGUGACAACGGCCAUUACAAGACUCUUCAGUGUGACACUUCUACCUCCAUCUGCUUCUGCGUUGAUGCUUUUAAUGGUUAUGUGUUGUCAGGGUCAAAAACUGUUGGAAAUCCAAACUGUACUAAAUUUGGUAUGUUGACAUGCAAUUGAUCGCCCUACUUUUUCAAUUCAAACUGAAAAGAAAUGUCGCCAAAAAGCGUUCGAGAUCAUUUAACUGCUGAUUUUAAAUUGUUUUCUCUUCUAGUUGACGAUCGUCCACCACCACCUAGUCAACCAGGCUACAAAGUGUAUGCUCAUCUGGUGAACCGUGCGCCAUGUUCAAGGGCCCGCAAGCUUGCAUUAGGAGUGCUCACUGUGGCAAGCGUAGGCGUUUAUGUUCCACAGUGCAAUCGAGAUGGAAGCUUUAACCAAAUACAAUGCCAUCAAGCUACAGGAUAUUGCUGGUGUGUUGACGAGAAAGGAAUAGAAACACCACGCACUCGUACACGUGGCACUCCGAAGUGUGAUAAAGGUAAGGGCGUUCAUUCAAGGUAAGAUAGACGUAGAGAUUCCAUCGCAAAAAUUAUUCUGAGCUUACGAUUCAUUUCAACGUUUAGAUAAGUAACUGCUAAAACGUUAACAACGUCCAUGAUUUUCGGGGAGGCUUAUCCAUUUUACCUUCAGUGUAAAGUGAUAGAUGGCUUUGAUGAAUUACAACUGAUUGUCUAUGAAUAUAUCUGCAGUAUGUUUUCCCAAAUUUCAAAAGCUAUUUCGGUUUCUUGAACUUUUCUUUACAGCUAAUUUGACGCUUUGCGAGAUGGACCUUUUGCGCGCUCGUGGUUGGCUUAUAGAUGACCAAUCCACUGCAGUUUUCAUGCCAGUUUGUCGCCCAGAUGGUAGUUAUGUACCGGAGCAAUGCGACUCAUCCAUUGGCCAGUGUUGGUGUGUUGACAAAAACGGCAACGAGCUUGUAGGAACAAGAGUCAGUGGAAGUCCUGCAUGUACUUCUCAAUGUAAGUUUGCAGUAUUAAGUCUCACGAGACUUUCCCGAAAAUGCCCUGUUGAAACUAUUUAAAACAUGUUUGGUACCUCCAGCUAGUACAGAGUUUGAUACGUCUUUUAAACUUGUUAUCAGCUGGCGAGACACAAUGUCUAAAAGAAGCUAAGGGCAGUGAAUCAGCAGAAGGACCACAAUCACUAGCUUGUGAUAAGACUGGAGGUUACGCCCCUCUACAGUGUGAUCAGUCAUCUGGCAACUGUUGGUGCGUGGACAGACUGGGAAGGGAGAUUUCUAGGACAAGGAGAAGUGAUGGACUGCAUGACUGUGAUGCAAUGGGUAAACAUGUAUUUGUACUUAAGUAUCCUGGUUUUCUUUACUAUAAAGCUAAGCUUAAGUGGAAACCCUUGGUACCAAGUGCCCGCUUAAGAGAGGAGUCCGUGUUUGGGAGGGUACAGUGCAUUGUUGGAACAUGUCCCAGUGUCGGCUUAUGGGAGGAAUCGACUUACGAGAGGUGUCGUCUGCAACUGUGUCGAGAAACUGUAAUUAGCAGCGUGUCUGUGCCAGGAGGACACGGCGAUAAGUUUAUUUGUUGUUGCCUUUUGUGGCAGUGUACAAUUUGUUAUUUUAAUGUUGCCUGGUUGUCUAGUAAUUCAGAAACGUAUGACUGACUUGGCUUUAUUUCGAAGACUAACUUCAUUUCAACCUGUCCGUUUUGCAGCCUUGACCUUUAAGUAUUUUUGAGAAAUAGUUUUUGAUUUUAUAAAAUACUCUUUUUCUUUAGCUGGAUUAAAACAAUGUCAACGGGAACGGCAGCGGAGUUUAGGAUGGAAUGGAAGACCAGCUCCUGGCGUCUUUGUACCAGAGUGUGACACCGAUGGAGAGUAUGAGAGCACCCAAUGCCAUGAGUCGUCAGGUUUCUGCUGGUGUGUGGAUACGGGAGGAAAUGAGAUUCCAAGGACUCGUACGCGGGGACGGGCGAUAUGUAGACCCUCAGGUAAGUUUGUUCUUAAAAUAUAUUCGGUAGCGUAUCAAACAAUUUCUCAAGAUGUUGAACAUUAGCUUCGUAAUGGUAGAGAUAAUUGUGUUCGCUCCUCAUCGCAGUGACAAAAUCACCUUGUCAGAGGGAACGCCAAAGAUAUCUAGGAUGGGAAAGCCAAAACUCUGUGGACUAUUUACCAGAAUGCGCUGAUGAUGGCAGCUAUAAACCUGUCCAGUGUAACUCGUCUCACUGCUGGUGUGUAGACAGUCAUGGAUACGAGCUUCCAGAAACGCAAACGUUAACUUCUGAGGACCUCAAUUGCUCUAAAGUGCCAGGUAUUGUAAUCAACCUGAAUAAUUUUGCUAGUUUAAGGCUCUUAAAGUUCAUUUAUGGAUUUUCCUAGCAUUCAAGAAAAAUUCAAUGAAUGUAAUUCUGUUUAAGAAGGAAUGCUCUUUUUUUUUCUGUUAUUUAUCAAGCUAUCCUUAGCACGUGCCAGCGUUGGAGAAGCCGUUUUCUUGACCUUCCCGGUUACCCUGUACCUCCCGGCGUUUUCAUUCCUGAAUGUGAGGAUGAUGGAAGGUUUAGAAAUGUGCAGUGUCUGGGAAGUACUGGACAGUGCUGGUGUGUCACUGAGGAUGGAUUUAUGAUUUGGACAACCACUGUUCGAGGAAGACCAAAUUGUGAUAAGAAGGGUAGGUUUAUAAUGCGUUAGGUUAGGGCUGUUUCCUCAGAAAAGAAAUUUUGUACCACUUUGUCUUCUGACUUAUGUCUAUAAAUAGCAGCCGGCAUAUGAUUUGCAUUUGCGUCGCUGAUCUGAUAAUUAAGCAUGAAGCCUGGUACUGUUUCGUACUGUGUUCUACUAUGGUGAGUGGUUCGUUGCCAUAAAGGCAUUAUCAAUGCCCAGUGGCGGUUGUUUACGCUGCUGAAAGUCAGAUAUCUCUUAACUAUAUGUCCAGUAUUCUCUCAUUUUGUUGGGAAAGAGCAAUUUAAAAAUUGUAGCGCGGAAUAGUUAAUCGGGGAACUAAAUGCUUACAUUUCCAGGUCCAACAAAAUGUCUCAAGGAACAGCAAUUGGCAAACACGGCCCUCAGUCUAAAUGGAAAUGGUAACUCGUUCGUUCCAAGAUGUAACCCAGCUGGUGGCUACGAAAGAAUGCAGUGCGACGACGCCAUUGGCGAAUGCUGGUGUGUGAAUAAGUUGGGGAAUGAAGAACCAGGAACGCGAAUAAGGGGAACCAAACAGUACUGCGAUGCACCAGGUACGAUUCAAAAUUAUGUUACUAAAUAAGAUGGAUUGACUUAGUUAAAUAAAGACAUCUAACGUAACUACUAUUGAUCCCCUGUCUGAGGCUUAACGCCACAUCAUGGCUGGGUUGCUUAAAGCUGGGUAAAGACAACCCAGGUCAAGAGUGAAAUUUGAAUUCGCAAACAGCAAAUGAAGUUUGAUUCAUUUUGUCUACAACUAUUAACUUGAUUAUUAUAUGCUAUAAAAAGAAUAGAGAAAAUAUAUCGAGGAAAAAUAUGCUUUUGAACAAAGGAAAAAUGAAAGUGUUAAUCGGCCUUCAAACAACUGGGCCCUGCAAAUGUGCAAAAAAACUGUAACUUUUCAGCCCUUUCUGAGCGUUUGAUCCUAAAUGAUGGAAAGUAGGAAAGCAGUUGAUUCUCGCAGGAAUUAGACGGUUUACUAUUGUGGCUAGCGAGGAUGACUUAAAGUUGGUAAAUAGAAAUGGUCUCCUGAUACGUUAAACAAAGUUACAUAUACUUAUUGCAAACUACUUAUGAAGUACAAAGCACUCAUUCAGGUCGUUAUUGAAGAAUUGUUUUAGUUUGCGUGAACUGGAAGAUCGAGGGCACUUCAUUCAUCUCGCUUUAAGAAGUUAAAACAUUUUUUUCAUGUACAGCUGGCCUGUCACCCUGUCUAAAGGAAUUACGGAGGGCUUUGGGAUACACCAACCAAGCUAUUGCUGGACGUUUUAUACCACGAUGUAAGGUAGAUGGCUCAUACGAAAAUAUGCAGUGUGUCCAGGAUAUAGGUGGUGGACAAAGAUGCUGGUGUGUGGACAGUGACGGGAAAGAGUUGUUAGGAACUAGGGUCUCGGGAAAAGCCUCUUGCGUCCCUGAAUCAGGUAGGAGGAUUUUUAAUGAGCUUAUCCUCCUUAAGUGUGAUGAAAAAGCUUGAUGUGGUUGACCCUUGUUACAACAUUCAUCUUUACAACUGUUACUUAUACAUGGCCGUUAUCGAUCAUCUAAAAUCGGCACUGAAUGUGCAACGUAAAACAAAACCAGUAUAUAAUUAAGUUUUUAAUCACAUUACAGUGUAACAGAAGGUGUAGUACUUGACUGGGACGUUUAACUUAAACGUUCAUUAGAAUGAGGGCGGUUUGGACCAAAAAAUGUCAUAUUAUAUUUGCUUGGAUUAAACCCCUAUGCUCCAAGAAUGUUUCAUUUUAGAUUUGCAUAUAUCAUUAUAAUUUCUUCAGUGAUGCCCUCUAGUUUUAAUCGUGAUACAAAAAAGUUGAUUGUAAGUGAUUGUUGAUCAUUGAUUUGCGAGUUUCGUAUCGUAUAAUAAGCCAAACCACGACAUGAUAAAUUUGGUGUGUUGCUGUACAUGUCAAUAUCUAUCCUGAUCCCUAUAACAGCACCACAAACCAUGUGCCAAAAGACACGGCGCCUAGCUCUUGGAUGGGACAGCAAACCAAAGGAUGGAGUUUUUGUACCAGAAUGCAACUCAGAUGGAUCAUACAAGCCUGUUCAGUGCUCGAAGUCGGGAGGCCCCUGCUGGUGUGUCGACGACAAUGGAAAAGAAAUCCCUGGGACGCGUGUGCAAAGUGGCAAACCAGAGGACGAAUGUCUUGGUAAAGAAAAACAAAUGAAACUGUGAUUUUGAAUUUCUGAGAAUAUAAACAAGCAAUGCUUUUUUAGGUAACCGUCCGCUAGGGGGUGUGUAGUCCAUCUGUCGAAAUUAUUUGACCUUCACACUGGGAACCCGAGUAAAUUCGAAUAAACUAAGCAAUCUGAUUACCCAAAUGACGACAGUGGGUUGGGUGAUGAGUUUAAUUAUUGACUGUGUUGCAUUAGGACGUAAUACUAAUAUCGUGAACUAAGUUCCUGUACGUACAAAGGAGUCAUUUUUCAACUUUUUGUCUCUUCCAGUGGUAGGAAUAGGACUUCCAGGAAAAAAACCAACAAGGUGUUUGUUAAACAGAGCAAGAUCUCUUGCACUGGGCACUCAACCCGCAAAUGGCAGGUACAUACCCAAGUGCACCGAUGUUGGAAAGUAUGACCCAGUACAGUGUCAUCCUGCUUUGGGGCAAUGUUGGUGCGUUGACAAGUACGGAAACGAACUUUAUGGAACAAGGCAGGAAGGAACGCCAGACUGCAAUAACGUUGGUAAGAUUGUCAAAGACAUUUUACUGCUCUAUGUUCUACAUCCUAAAAAGCAUUUGGGAUAUGCUGUUAUAAUCAAUACAUUUUUGAAAAAUUAUCACAGGAAAGGGCAUUUUGUACUGUUCGAAGCUGUGAUUUAUCUGUUGUACUAUAAUUUUAUCUUUGGUUUACAUUUUAGACUAUUUUUCCACUCCUUUAAAGUCGUCAUCGUACAUCGCAAUACAUCGCACAAAAUUGAACCACAACAUAUCGAUAGACUACGGCGCAAUCUUGUAGGAAUGUGCACGUUUUUUCAACAUUCCUAGUAUUUUUAUUUACUUCAGGCUUCAAGUUAACGUUGUGUCAGAGGAAGAGAAAGGAUCUCUCUCUUGCGAUUCUUCCAUUUGGACGUUAUAUCCCAACCUGUUCAAAGUACAACUCAUACGAAAGCGUCCAAUGCCAUCCUUCAACCGGAUACUGCUGGUGCGUCGACCAGAAUGGAAACGAGUGGCAAGGUACAAGGCAAAAAGGAAGACCACUUUGUGAUCACACAGGUACGUUGCUUUAUACUAAGCUACAGAAUCGAUUAUCUGCUUUUCUGAGGAAACAGACUCACAAAAACAAAAUACUUUCACGUUAUGAAUGCAACAUAACUUAACGUUUUCUUCGGCAGCUGGUUUGACUCGAUGUUUGAAAGAACGUUUUGAGGCCUUUGGUCUUGAUACAGUGCCACCACCUGGGCGUUUCGUACCAGAUUGCAAGCGUACUGGAGAGUACGAGCGUCUCCAGUGCCAUAGCUCAACUGGUUUCUGCUGGUGCGUAGAUAAGAACGGUCAAGAAAUACGAGGAACACGCAAACAAGGCAGCCCACCGCUUUGCUUCGAAGAAGGUAAGGUUGAUUUCAUACCCUUUGACCACAAAUGUAAGAGGCAACUGAAAUGAUAAGCGGCACUUAGAAAAGACACGUAUCAUUCUCUCAUGAAAUAUAAUUCUACAAUUUCUUGAACUAUACUUACUUGGGUAACGUAACAUCUCACCAUUCAGGUAAGCUACCUCGCUGUCUUCGUGAACGCCGGUUUGCCUUGGGAUGGAAUGACAUUUCGGUACCCGGACUGUUCGUCCCUGAAUGCAAAACAGAUGGAAAGUAUGAGACAGUUCAAUGCCAUGCCUCAUCUGGAUACUGCUGGUGUAGUGACAGUGAAGGCUACAGAUAUAGCGGCACGAAAAUUCGCGGGAAACCAGACUGCUCCAAACUAUCAGGUAAACAAAGAGUAGUUUAUGUAGGUAAGGCUCAAUAUUGGAAGGCCUAGUAUUGAAUGUCUGCUCUCCCUUUUUGCUGUUUAGCUAAUAUCAGGGUGACACUUAAACUUUCAUCACCAGGGUAGAACACUGACCUUAUCCCCCUUUACUGAAAAGAAGCUGUAAUUUAAUUGAGUGUGACGGUAUAUAACGUUUUUUUGUAGACGAGACGAGCCUGUGCAUCCAGGACCAAGUGCGAGCUAGUGUAUGGUCUACAGACUCUGACAUUGUCUUCUCUCCGGAGUGCAAUCAGGAUGAGAGUUUCAAGCCAGUACAGUGUCACAAGUCCACCGGGUACUGUUGGUGUGUGGACAAAAGAGGAAAUGAGAUCUGGGGUACCAGAAUAAGGGGAAAACCAAAUUGUUCCGAAAUAGGUACGUAAAUUGCAGGUCUAUCCUGCUAAGGAUAAAUCACUAGUCGUGCUUUUAGUGAUUGAUAUUGCGUAAUAAAUAAAACGGAUAUUCGACCUUACUGUUCAAGGUAAUUUCCAAAUAUUACGGCCAUUCUUCUUGGCAAUUACCAGGAAAUGUUUUGUUAACAUUGCCUAAUGAAUGCGAGCGUGAUCGUUUUAACAUCAACGGCGUUAGAUCAUGGCAUUUAAUUUUUCCCCUUGCCUUUCAUUUCGUAUUCAGCUGAGAAAAAGACUGUUUGUGAAAUGGAAAGCAUGGAAGGUGCACUAUUUCAACAAACGCGCUUCCAAUUCACUCGCUUUGUACCGCUGUGCGACAGCUAUGGAGGUUACCGCAAAGUGCAGUGCGGAUCACUUGGAGAAUGUUGGUGUGUUGAUCGAUACGGCAAUGAGCUACCGAGGACAAAGACCAAAGGAGUACCUUACUGUGGUGUUGAUGGUUAGCAUUUUCUCCUUAUUUUAUCUAACUAUAUGUAAGGAAUUCAAAUACGUCACUUUUCUGGUAAAUAUGCCAUACAUGCCGGCUGGAUUUAGAAUAUGUUUUCCCAUUUAAGAAAUGGUAAACCACUGAGUUAUGGAUGAACUCAGGAGCUUGCUAAGCACGGACGAAGCGGAGGAUACGUCUCGAGCUACUCUAGCUUUCAAUGUACUGCUUUAAGAUGUGUUUUUUAAAAUGGGCAAAUUUAUUAGAGUGAGUUUACGAUUGGAAGUUGAUAUCAAAACUAUGUAUGUGUGAUUGCUUAAUGAUGUAAAGCUCAAAGGUUUACUGUUUUAUUUUUUUUCUCCUAAAGUUUGCAUAUGCCGACGAAUUUGAAAGGGUUAAAUAGUAGUUAUAAAAUUAUAACGGUAGAUCAACAAAAUAAAACAAAAACAAACAAAACAAAACAAACAGGACAUUCAGCAUAUUUAGCAAACGUUUGUUCAUCCAGUCCAAAAAACGAUUACUCAGGCUGCUUAGAUAGAGGAAUAAAAGUAGUUGCUUUUUGCAAAGUCUUUUUUUGACUUUAUUUCCUCUUACUACAUAAAGCUGGACUGAAGCCCUGUCAGAAGGAAAGGCUAGCUUCUCUGGCUUGGUCUGGGUCAGCUUCACCUGGUAGAUUUGUAGCCCAGUGUAAAAAUGACGGUGAAUUUAAACCUGUCCAGUGUACACCAUCUGGAGACUUCUGCUGGUGUGUAGAUGAAAAUGGUAAACCUAUUCCCAGAACUCGCUCCACUGGCAAGAUUUCCUGCACUGAUAAAGGUUUGUAGGUCUGUUAACUCAAAAAUAGUUAAUGUCUCGAAGUACUUUGGAGUAUCAAUUUCAAGAAUGGUAGUUUUAAUCGAAUUAGAAAUUGUGGAGGAGGCAUUUUCAAUUUAAGACCAACUCCUACAUAAUGCAGUUGUAUUGGAGGAAUUUGCAUCGAACUUCACACACAACAUAUUGAGUUAGUCUGGUUACAGCCUUUGUUUCAGAAAGUAGCAGUGGUGUGAAAACACAGGAAGAUAAUUUUUUUGCCAGUCAGAUUUCAGGCUACCCUUGUUAGUAAACGUUCGUUUUACAUUCUUAGCCAAUUUGAUUUGAUUUGAUUUCGUUUUACAUUCUUAGCCAAUUUGACAACGUGUCAACUAGACAGACUUCAGGCAUCUGGCAGGCCCGGGCAGUUUCAACCAGAAUGUACAGAUAAUGGGGAAUACAAGCCAGUACAAUGUGAGAGAGGUAUUUGCUGGUGUGUGGAUCAGUAUGGAAAUGAACUGUAUGGUACGAAAACGUAUGGAACUCCACAGUCGCCAUGUCCAGAUAAAUCCACUCCAGGUAUUUCAAGACAUGAUUUGAAUUUGCAGUGAUAAACAAUGCAAUUUUGAACUGUCGUUUUUAAAGAUUGUUUUAGUUUUAUGCACAAUUAAAAAGUGCAGUGAGGAUACAUUCUCAGUAAUAAUUACAACAAGGAACAAGCAAAUUACAUCAGCUGUUUUCUUUACUGAUUUAUUUUUUCUUAAUGAAAACAGGUGUGAAGACUACAUGUCAGAGAGAAAGAGAUAUCAAUCGACUACAGCCAGUGGUCUCAAUGAAGUUACCGCAGCAAUUGAUGCGACCGGAUCGACCAUGGUCGUCCAUGGUGAAAUGUAAUGUCAACGGGGGUUACAGUUCGGUGCAGUGUCAUCAGGGAACGCCAUUUUGCUGGUGUGUGGAUAAGUACGGUCGAGAGUUGCCAAGGACACGAACAUCGGGAGAGCCAAAAUGCGGACCUAUGGGUAAAUACUUUGCUUUUAACCUUCUUCAUUUCUCACUACGGUCGACUCCAAAUCUUUUUGGAGAAAUGAAGGUUAAGAGAGGGAAUAACGUUUGCAGAAACGAAAUAUGAUUUGCUAAAAAAAGUGAUUGAUAAUGGGAGGUCUGGCGCGCGCCAACAGUUAUAACAAAAUUAUGUAUAUAUUUUUGAGCGUUUAUCAAGGUUUGGAAUUAUUUUGGUUUUUGAUUUCGCUGCGAGGCAGGCACAAAAAGAAAUAUGGAGCAUAACAUGAGAUAGACUACGAAUAGUCCCCAUUUUCCCUCAGGGAUAGUAGAGCGAGCGAAAGGCGAGCGCGCGUGAAACUCACCUCACGCGAAGCGCCUUUCUCGCGUGAGGUGAUUUUCACGCGCGCUCGCGAUUCGCUCGCUCUACUAUCCCUGAGGGAAAAUGGGGACUACUCGUGGUCUAAUUCAAAAGUGGUGAUGUACAUUAUUGUACUCUUGGCAUACCACACACCGUAAACCAUACUGCCUGAAAUAUAAACAUUCGGAUUGAGGAAUUGAGCUGAUUAUGUACAUUUAAAAAGACUGGCAGCCUAACGUUUCGAACGCUGCUUUCCUUUGUAGGAACGAAUUUUUGUGUUCCGCUUCCCUACUGACGCAGCACCACACUUUCGUUAGAAACUGACGCUCUCAUCUAUAUACUAUCUCAAUCUACGAGAGACGUUUUGAUCGACUUAAUUCAAUUUUCUAUGAACAACAUAAAUUACUUGUUUUUUUUUAUGCAUCUGUAGCUGGUCUCACUAUGUGCCAGAGGGAGCGCCAAGUAGCUCUUGGAUGGAAGGGUAUACCAUCUGCUGAAAGCUUCGUACCCACAUGUCGGCCAGAUGGGGAAUACAAUGUUGUCCAGUGUCACUCGUCCCUUAGUAUUUGCUGGUGUGUGGACAAGAAAGGAAUAGAAAAGCAAGGCACAAGGACCAACGGAAUUCCAAGUUGUGGACUUAUGGGUGGGUUCGUCGGGCCGCAUGGGCAUACAUUGUUGACGAUUUAAACCACAACGUCAAAGCUUUGUAAAAAUGGCAUCUAGAAUAUUAUUAGAUACCAUUGCAAAGUGUAUCCUGAAUCUGCCUUACACCUUGACCGAAUUUUGUCAGUUGUAAUGGCUCGGUCAAUUUCAAGCGUGCCCCUUCCCGGGGGCAGACCCAAGGUUUGAGUCAUCAAAUAUUUUUCUGAUAGCUUUUGUCAUGUAACUUUUAUAUGCCCGAAAGUUUCCUUUUGAAAACUGGAAAAAUGUGAACUUAACCAUGUAAAAUUCUGGCUCCACAGGUAGAACUCUAAUGACAAAUGCCCCAACGAAGGAAAGGAAGGACUUGUCAAAUGCUUGGCAAAUGGCAGGCGUGGGGAAUGGGUUUGCUUGGAAUUGACUGAGCUAUAAUAUUAACCGCUUUAGUAUAAGAAUUAUACGUUCGCCAACUUGGUGUAUAGGCUGGAUCCAUAGAUCGGUUUCGUUUUGAGAGCAAAAGUUGCGGCACGUUGACAUUUGUACUUAAUUAUUUUACAGCGGACUUAACCCAGUGCCAAAAAGAAGAAAUGACCGCCUUGGGUCCAUCAGGAAAUGCGCCUCCUGGGAGAUUUGCUCCCGAGUGUGAUAAGAGCGGCCAGUACAAUAAGGUGCAAUGUUACUCCACUACCGGGUACUGCUGGUGUGUAGAUUCAAGUGGGCGAGAAAUACCAGGAACAAGGAGCAAAGGGCGGGUUACUUGCCCUGACAGAGGUUUGAGUUUGCUAAUAACAAUGUGUUCACACAGUCUAUAAAUCCUCAAGGACUUUAAUAGCAAUGUAAUCCGUACCUUGAAAAAGCAUGUAGUAUUUGGAUGAGGCAGCGUGGACAAGCGGUAAGAGCCUCCUACCAGCUGUGAGUUUUAAUCACGUUAUGUUUUCUUUGAAUUAUUUGUUUCAAUAUCCCUGAAAAUCCCCAUAAAGGGACAAGUUAACUACGUAUUUAAAUGGAAAUUUAUUUAUAUAGUCAAGUCGAUUUUCUUUUUUUCUGCCUCCGUUUUGGCAUUACGUAUAAAAAAAUUCGUUAAUGAAUAAAAAAUAGUUACAAAUAACGCAUUAAUUUUAUAUAGGAAACAAUUCAAAUUUCUCUGAUUUUGUUUUAGAUGUACCCAAAGAGUGCUUGUAUGACAGAGAAAGGUUGAUUGCAUCCGGAAUAGUGGACAUUGCAUUUCCGGAGUGUGAUAGCGAAGGAAACUAUAAAAAAGUUCAAUGUAGUUACGCUUGGGGUUUACAGUGCUGGUGUGCAGACCGGAAUGGGAAUGCCUACUGGAACACGACGGUGUACAACAGUGCUCCAGACUGCACUGAAGAAGGUAUUGCCUUUCUGAGAUAAUUUUUUCAUACAAUUAUUUAUUCAACUGUUUUUGUCACUGUUCUCUUACAUCUGUUUUUAAUGUUGUAGUCUUAAGAGGGAAACCAACCGAAUGUCAGCAGCAGAGAGACGUCGGUCUUAAUUUCCGUUCGAGGGAUAUUAACGUUAACCGCCAACUCCCUCAGUGCAAACCCGAUGGUAGCUAUGAUGACGUUCAGUGUUCUGCUGCCACAGGACAAUGUUGGUGUGUCUAUUAUAACAACCUUGAAAUUAGAGGAACAAGAACAAACGGAAAACCAAGCUGUCCUGCAACUGGUAAAACCUUUCGAAAUUAGUAAUAACUUUUCAAAGAUUUUGUGACUUUUCCUGUACACUUACUAAUGGAUUUAUUACUAGUAUAUCUGUUUGAUGUUCAAAUUGAAAUAUUCAAUGCAAAAUGCCGCUGAAAUCUCGAAAUGUUCGUCAACAUAGUGAGCAACCUUUCACUCUGCAAUUGCAUGAUUUGCAGAUUGUACGUUUUUUCCUUGAUGAGAAACAGAAAACUUAACAUUAAUGAAUCGGCUGAUGUGGUUUUUGUACUUGUACGUAGUCAGUGAUCCUGUAAGCUGCUAUCGAUAGCUUUAUCUAAAAACGUUUUGUACGUUUUUUAGCUGGCCUAACUCCUUGCUUAAUGGAGCAUUUGAAUGCAGAGGGCUACACGGGUUCAACCCUUCCUGGUCGUUUUGCACCUGAAUGUGACUUGGAUGGCAAUUACAAACCUUUGCAAUGUCUCGAAUCUAGUGGCGUUUGCUGGUGUGUUGAUAGUCAAGGACAGGAAAUCCCAGGAACCCGAGGCAGAGAAAAGAAGCGAUGCAUUACAACCGGUAGGUUACUACAUUCGUUCUUCAGAGAGUGAGGCCCCCCUUUUUAAUUAAAACAAUCCUUUAGUUUUAAAUGGAAAAGGGCUUGAAAUGUUUUAUUUUUGUCCCAGUGAUAGUAACAAGAAGGAAGCCUUUGGAAUGUCUAAAAGAAUUGAUAGGUGACAAUGGUUUUUGGUCCUUCGAGGGCUUAGUCCAUUAUGAUAUCAUUGCCACCAAUUUUCCUCCAUGCCCUAUUUUACUCCGACGUUUAUAAAAAUGGGUGCACGGCCAAUGAGAAGGUUAUGAAAUGUCUGUAGGGAGAGGCCCCUUCUUUAUUCCUUCAAAGUUGGUCCAGGAAGAAUAAACCUUAACCUACUGCCAAGGUAGAUUAGAUUCUUAAAAAAGCCGCAGCCGGAAAUAGAAUUGACAAGGAGGACGACAGCGGUACAUUCUGGAGAAACAACUUGGUGAUUUUUUCUUUCAUGUAUAAUGCAGCUUUUGGAAAAGGCUGAAUUCUCUGUGAUGUUACACACUUUAGGUGGCCGGCUGACCAAAUGUCAGGAUCAAAGAGAUAGGGCUCUUCAAAACAGAGCGCCUGGAAGGUUUAUUCCACGAUGCAAAGAGGAUGGUAGCUUUGAAGAGAUCCAGUGUCAGGGCUCUUUUUGUUACUGCGUUGACAAGGACGGGAAUGAGAUAUAUGGGACCAAGACGUAUCGUCCGGAUACACCCAACUGCCUUGUUGCGAUACCAGAGGAAGUCGGUAGGAGAUUAUAUUUUUGUGUAAAAAGUGGUUUCGCUACAUGAAGCCAACUUUUUUCGGCUGGAACAACGCCCGAGUCUUAAAAAAAUUGAUUAGAUAGUUAUAAUACCGGAAUGGAAAGGAUUUCCAGUCCUCUCGGUCGAGGAAUCUUAUCAUCGUAUGCCCAUUCUCACAACGCUUUCUCUUACCAAACGCUAUUGUAGGACGUAAAAGAACCGCAGUGAACGUAACAAUGUCUGGUAGUGACCACCCCUAGGGUUUUGUUUAUCUCCGAAAGGUCCUGUUGUGGGACGUAUGGUUACCGUUUGAUCCUUCCCCCGGGUUGUCUUUGCCAGUAAAUCUGGAAAACAAAGGGAAGAAAGACAUUUAUAAAAAGGUAGUCCCUUUUGUAUUUUGUAUAAGUGAUUAUUUUGUCUCGUCUCUUGUAAUAUGCAUCACUGUAUAGCAAUGGACUAACUUUAAAGACGAGGACAUUCUCGUGGGGCAAAUUUGUUGUCUUCCUUUGUUCAGUUCAUUGAGGUAACAUCUUGGACCUAAUUUAUAUCCAUUCUCUUCUUUAGACCCAAUCAAAAGCGACUGUUUACAAAAAUACAGCCAAGCAAUGGAAAACUACAACAUCGACAGAUUUGUUCCACAGUGUAAACCGGAUGGCCGCUAUGAAGAGGUGCAAUGUGGGGCUGCAUGGGACUACUGCUGGUGUGUUGAUUCUUCUGGCACAGAGCUACCUGGGACAAAAACAAAGGGAUGGCCAAAAUGUGGUAAGAUACAUAUGAAGAACACACUGCAAUAAUAACACGUCCAUGUUUUUGGGACUUACUCGUGCUUUACAGUGUAUUGUUGUGUAGUUAGGCACAAUUCCCUACCUUUCCGAAUGUCGCAUGGAAAGAAGGCGAGCAAGAGUUUAAACCAAACUCGGUAACCUUAUAUAAUUACGCACCUCACCAACCUAAUCUCUUACGUUCAUUUACAUGCUUGUAUGCAACAGUUAACAAUUAUUUUUCUGGUGGAGACAAUUAAUUCGAAAUUCUAAAGUCGACUUGUUACUCGUAGUCAAAUCUAAAGGACUAUUAUACCUUGCUUCUGGGUAGAACCUUCCUCUGGAGUAGAUGUUGCUUUGGUUGUGGACUACGCAACAACCCCUGACGUCAUAAAGCAGCUGUCAGCCUUCAUCAGUUCCAUCGUGGAUGGUCUCGAUGUUUCACCAAGUGGUGCUCAUGUGGGUAUUAUUACUUAUGGGAGCAAUGCAACAAUACUGAUACCAUUCAAUAAGCUGGAAGGAUCGCAACUAAAUAAGGAUGAAGUGAAGCGAUUGGUAGAUACUGCUAAGCCAAUGGCUGGCAGUCCUCGGAUAGACAAAGCUCUACAACUCGCCGAUACAAAGCUGUUUACCACAGAGUCUGGUGCACGACCUGGAGUAACAAAGGUAAUCAUCUGUGCAAAUUUCCAUUUAUUCCUCCCAAAGCGAAGGAGACAUGAUUAAAGGAAGGGUUGUCUUGCAGGCAAUACAUUGAUAAGACCUUUACGUAACGGGAUCAUUGCAUUGCAUGUUAUUCUAAUGACGAACGAUUUCAUUUACUUCGAGCAUUUCGUUGUGUAAAAGGCUUUAAGGGUACCUGCCAUUUCAUACUUUUUUCUUUUUUGCAAGUUAAAAGUUUCAAAAAGGGUACUGCGCGUUUCCGUCCAUGUUGCAUGUCAACCACGAGUGAUGAGUUUUUCAUUAUACUGUAGUUCCUAGUGUUGGUAUCUUUGGAUGCAAAAACAGACAUCGGAGCUGAUGACCCUCCCCUUAGCAAGACUUCUCAAGGGCUGAAAGACAAAGGUGUCAAAGUUUACGCUGUUGGGGUAAAGCCCCGUGUAAAUCAAACAGAUCUAGAAGACGUAGCAUCUAGGCCUUUCAACAUUUACAUCAUAGAAGCAGAUCAGCUGUCUGAGACUGGAAAAAGAAUAGCCGACUCUUUCAACGGAUAUGUAGAAGAUACUAGGGAGGAAUCAGGUCAGUGUUUUUCUUGGCACCCUGGUGGUGUGUUGGUCAUCAUCGCAGAGAGGGCGAUGAUGAUGAUGAUGAUUAUGAUGACGAUGAUUAUGAAAAUGAAUACGUUUUUGAGAUACUGACGUAAUGGUCAUUUAUUUACAUUCACAGCGCUGGCAUCUCCAGCUGAUGUUGGAAUUUUAAUUGCAUCCUCUCCACAAACUACACCAUCGAAAUGGUCAUCAAUCCUAGACGAUGUCAACACAAUGGUAGACGCAUUCCCAGUAUCACAGAGGGGUGCAAAAUUUGCAGUUUCAACUGUGGGAAACGAUACCAAGAUGGCACUAAAGUUCGACACACUAACAGGUUCAGAAAACAAUGUGGAGGAGGUCAAAAGACGCAUAUCCCAAAUUCCGUAUGAAAGGGUGGACUCCACAAGGUUGGAUCUGGGUCUUGAACAGGCUGCUCAAGAAAUGUUUUCGGAGAAGAAUGGAAUGAGAAGCGAAGCUUCAAAGGUAUAUCCCGAGGCAUAGUGCUGUAAAUAAUCUCAGGGCGGGUUGAAGACUACAAGUAUUUAUGACGUGGAAUGUUUGAUCGUUAUUAACAUUUUAGGAACGGGUGCCAACUUGACAGUGUCAAAUGGUAUUACUUCGUGAUGCUUCUGUUUUGUACCGUACCAUUAACCAUGAACACGGUUGUCGCUCAAUUAAACAAAGCUUCUUGCAAUCUUUUUGUUUUGCGGAAUAUCAGCAAUAUAUUUUUGUUAUUUUAUUGAUUGUUGGUUUCUUGUAAACAUGCGCUUAUUUUGUUUUUCUCUAGUUCUUACUUGUAGUUGCUGAUGGAGACCAGACAAAGGAUGAGCCAUUUACACCGUUAGCCAGUGCUGCCCAAAAGGUGAAAGACAAGGAUGUGGAAGUUAUUGCAUUUUCGACGAUACCAGAGGAGGAAACUGAUGUAGAUGAUCUACGUGACGUAGCCUCUGGUGAUGGCGAUGAAAAUGUUUUUGUUGUUUCUCCUAACGCCCCUUCGCCUGCCAUAACUACCAAGAUUAUCAGCAAAGUUAAAAGCCUUGUUAGAGGUACGUAACUUAAAGCAAUAUCACUUUUUUGGUCGCAACGUAAGCUAUUUUGUCAGUGCGUUUAUUUUGAGAGUGGUGAUGUUAAACAGGUUCUAUUCUUCAGGUUGAUUAUAUACCCCUCUGUAAAUAUUGGUGCCGGUACAUAGAUUUUCAGAUUGCGUUGCUGUCGCUUUCCAUUAGGAAUAGUUUGCAGAAAUCCUUUUAAUUUUAGAUUUACAGAUCCCAAGCUUCUGUGAUAUAAAAAAAUAUUAUCCAGCAUUACACAGAAUCCAGAGAUGUAAGCCAUGUAUUCGUAUCCUUUAUCAACUGAGACUGGUUAUACGGCAAAUUAGUUUACUGGAAGCUGAAGAAAGUUUAUGUACUCUGCUUCAUAACAAAUUUUGUUUAACUUUUUCAGAACGUACAUACCCAGUGGACAUAGCCUUCUUGAUAGGAUCUUCACCAUCGACAACAUCGGAGCAAUGGAAAUUAACUUUGGACUUCGUCAAGUCUGUUGCUGACCAGUUCCCAGUUUCAGACAGGGGGGCUCGUAUAGGAGCAAUAUCGUUCGCUGAAACCCCGAAAGUUGCCUUUGACCUCAAUGCUUUGUCUGGCCCAGAACUAAGUAACUAUGAGGUCAACAGGUUGAUAGACAGAGUUUCCUACGACAAUAGUCCUACAAGGAUUGAUAAUGCACUGAAGCUUGCCAACGGGUACCUUUUUACAUCCGAGGGUGGUGCAAGAAGGAACUCUAUGAAGGUAUAAAAGUGCUCAGUAAAAAAAUUUUUGUCUAUAGCACAACUUCUAGAGAGGCAAAACAUCCGUAACAAGCCUUUAAGUGCGCAUACGGUAGGAGGUAUACAAAUUGCUGUUUACAAGCAGGAAUGCGCGGUUGAACUCGGGAAUACUGUGAAAUCCCAGCUAGUGGUGAUAGCGGAAAUUGAAUUCUUGACUUUUGGAUUGGAAUUCCUGCAUGCUGAAAACUCUGGAUCCAAAACCAAUCUAAUGAAUUUAAGCCUUUUAGUCUAACGUUGACAACACAUUGGCCAUAUAACAGUGUAGCUUAGAGCACUGCAGUCACGCUUUACAAAAAUACAUAAGGAAAGGACUUGGUAUAAUUAUUGCAACAAAAAAUACUGAAUAAUAAUGCUUUCAUCUCUUGAUUAUCCUAUUUACCACGUUUUCCGCCAAAUUUCCCUUUAAGGAAGAUAACUCGUUCUUCUCUAAUCUAUUUAAAAACCCAUGAUCAUAAUCUUUGACUUGAAGCAUGUUCAAAUAACUGAUUAUGCAUCCAAUCCCAGAAGGGCUCAUCAUUAACAAUUCGUCUAUUGCUUAGAUUUGAAUGAAUGUUUUUAAUGGAAGUUCUGUAAUGAUAGAACCUUCUUUCCAUAAUACUUGGUAUUUUAGUACUCAUGUUCUUGUACGGUACCAAAACGUUUGCGUCUAUUUCGUAAAUUUUGCAGAUUUUGUUUGUGUUAGUUGACUCUGGACAAGCCUCUGAUCAAAAGCCAUCUACACCGCUUGAUGAGGCUUCACUUCCGCUCAAGAACAAAGGGGUUCAAAUUUAUGGCCUUGCAAUAGGAGGAAAGGUCCCUGCGCAGAACUUAAGGGAUAUUGUCUCAAGACCAGAGAACAUUUUCACACGCGCAAACUCAGUCGAUGAUUUACCUCAGCGCCAGCCAAAAGUAGUUUCUGCCUUAAAGCAAUAUUUGAAAGGUUAGAAAGGAUCUUUGCUGUUGGAGGAAAGAGGGAGGUCUUUUAUUGCCUAGGAAUUUUCAGAACUUUUUCCUCAUGGAUGUGUGUUACAGUGUUUUAGUUCAUUUCAGAUCGUUAAACGUUCCACUAAAAGAGUGACUGCGUAAUUUCCCGCUUUAAAGCUGUCAUAAAUUAAAUCAAUGUUACGUAUAUUAUGAAGGUAGUGAAGAAAAUUAAAUCUGCAAACAGUAAUUGAUUUGCCAUUGUUAAGAAACCUUGUUAGAUCAGUUGAAAAAACUGCCAUUGAUUGCUAAAUUUCUAUAUCAUAUCGUGAUCUGGACAGAGGAGAGUCUAUCCUUUGUAAGUGAGUUCUCUCCUGUCAUCUAAGUUUAUAAACUGGUGACAGUGAAUAUAAUUUGGAGAAGCAGGGAAGUAAGUUGAGGUCGAUAAGAAGUACUCAUACUAUAUUUGUUUUAUUUUCCUUAGAUCGUUGGGUAGGUAUGGAUAUCGGGUUUGUUGUGGAGGCUUCAGAUUCCGUGACACCAGAGGUGUGGACGGACUUCUUAGGCAUCGUCAAAAGAACCGUUGACCGUUUCCAAGUAGCACCACAAUCUGUUAAUGUUGGGAUGGUCACUUUUGGAACCAAUGCCACCGUUGUAUUUAACUUCAACUCUUUACCAGAUGAAAUACUGAACAAUUAUGAAGUAAAAAGACUGGUGGAUACAGCGACCCUGCAGGGAGGACCGUCUAGACUUGACCGCGCUCUUAAAACUGCUUACAAAUCCCUCUUUAAUGAGAAAAAUGGAAUGAGGAAAUGGGUGCCUAAGGUUUGUACUGCAUGAUUUUAUGGGAUGUUUUGUGAGGAUCAUUUUUCAGAUCUAGAAAGAGGUGGUCGGAUCACUUGCCAGCUAUAUAGAUGCUUUUUACUUUACUGAGAAUUCUUUAAAAACAAUUAGAAAUAUCACAGAAAUAGGGGUGGCCACGAUCCGUUCCGCCCACCUCUAAUCCCGCCCAUGUCUUUCAUUACAUGAAACUCUUUUGUCAUUUACCGUUUUUUUAUUUUGUCACAGAUUCUUUUCGUAAUAACAGCAAGUGCGCAAUCUAGUUUCCCUGGGAGGUACACACCCCUGGCCACAGCAGCUCAGCCAUUGAAAGACAGCGGAAUACAAGUGUAUGUUCUUGGCGUGGGCCCUAGUUUCGACGAACAAGAGCUCAAUGAUGUUGCCUCGCGCCCAGAGAAUGUGUACCAGGAACCUUUUAGCCGAUUAGCGGAUUUUGGGCCUGCGCUGUGGGACGAUUUGCUUGCUACCAUUCGCAACAAAGGUAAUUUGCCAGAGAUAAUAGAGAGAUUAAGAAUUACUUUAAGGACAAACGCCAUAUUGAAGUCUACAAUUUGGUAACUUAGAACAUUGGCAAACACAAACUGUUUAAAACAAUUCUUAUAGAUAAAACUUGCGUGAAUUUUCUGAUUUCUGUGCAGACGUAACGAGUAAUAAAUGAAAAGUAGAGGUAAAACCUGGUCACUUGGUACAAAUUGACGUUUGCCGUUUGCCAUAAACGAGAUUAUAAAUCUCUCUAAAAUCAUCCUGGAGAUACCUGGCAAAAAAUGUGUGUUGGGAAAAAAAAUUGGUUAAUUCCGAUCCCCUGAUUGAAAUUACACGCACAAAAAGAACAGCAUUGCAAAAAGAAAAUAAAUAAAAUAAAUAAAUCCUUAACUUUAACGGGCGUUUACCUCUAAGUAGUGGCACAAAAUUGGUUCACUGUAGCAUUAGUCUAAUUGAAAAUGCGGUUGCAGAUUCUAGCUUUGUUCAUUAAUGACGUUGUAAAUGCUGGUGAUGACGUUGACUAAAAUAAUGAAGUUCCCAGCCAUCAGAAUUGUUUGCUUUAUUUAUUGAAACAAUUACGCUUCUUUCAUAGGCCUGUUUCCUGCAGCAGACGUAGCUUUCCUUUUGGGUUCGUCUCCUCGAACCACACCCGAGACGUGGACUGCAUUCCAGACCUUUGCCAAGACAGUAGUAGACACACUGGGGGCGUCUCAAGAUGGCGUCCAUUACAGCGCGAUUGCGUUUAACUCCGAACCUCGCGUAAUAUUCCGCUUCAAUAGCCUGCAAGGACCUCAGUAUACAGGAGAAAAUGUGAAACGUCGUAUUGAUGAGAUGUGGUAUACGGGAGGGGAAACUAACAUCGAAAGAGCUGUGGAGCUAGCUAAUACUGUUCUCUUUAGUUCUCAGUCUGGAGCAAGGAAAGACGCCCCAAAGGUGCGUUUAUAGUUAACUGAAACCUGCUAUAAAAUAUUUCAGGCAAAAAAGGUAAGACCGCUCUAUUUAAUCUUUAAUAAUAGUUUGAAUUCGGUAAUUUAUGGACCUUAGCCUACAGUUAUUCACGAAGCAUUUUAAGUAAACAGGACAAAUGCAAGAGAAACGUUUUCUGAAAGUUACAUUUCUUGUUCGUCUGAUCGGAAAAACUUGGCAGUACUCAACUUAUGUCUCGUUAACGUUCAAAAAAAAAAAAGAAUAUUAGGGCGCGCAUUUUUCGAAAAAUAUCAGCAGCCAAAGGGGCCAGUGAUUCAGUAAUACACGGGCAUCUCGAAACGACGGCCAGGGAGAAGAAAACUUUUUGGUUUGGUUGAUUUGAUAUGCAGUGUAAUUAUAGCAGUCAUGUACAAUCAUUUUGUUAACAAAGACUGUUUUUGUCCAGCUGGUUAUCAUAUUGGUCGAUGGGCCACAAGCAAGUGACCAGGUUUCAUUAUCAAAAGCAUCGCAGCCACUCCGGGAUCGUGAUAUUGAUAUUUAUGCUGUCGGUGUACUGCCUUACACUCCUGAGAAAGAGUUGCAAGAACUUACCUCUGACAAGUCGAAAGUUUUCCUGUAUCCAGUAGAUGAACUUCCUAAACGUACACCAGAAGUUCUAAAUCGAUGGUAUGACACUUGGUUAACUAGGUGGCGUCCCACAGGUAAGGCCUUUGUAAUGUCUUAGCAUUCAGCAGUUAGUCAAGCCUAUUGUCGUCAUUUGUCGUUAAAUUUGUUUUUAGUUUAAAUUGCUUGUUGGAAGAAGUUGUCGGCUUGUUUUACGUUGGAGAUAAUACGAUAUAAGAACUGAAGAAGGGAAUCGUUUUUCAUAAUAGACACAACGCUUUUUUGGUGCACAUUUUAGAAGUAUCGCUGUUGUCAUGAACUAGUGCGUGUUACUUUUUCAGGGUUUUCGUUCCAUACUGCGCUAGAUUUGAUUUCUUUUCUUAGUAUUGCUUUGUGAUUCAGGACAUAAGCGUGCAUGUCUGUUGACCCAUGCCGAAUUUGGAAUGGAGGACGGCAAAUACUGAUUUGUGACAUGACAGCGAAGGGUUUAUACAGCCAACGAAUAAAACAAUGAAACAGCGCUAAAUAUGCAUUUUAUGCUUUUUAAAACUAUGGCAGAAUGCAGUUUAUCGUUGUUGUUUUUUUAAAGCACAAAGUUUGUUGAUUAUAACAAUUUUAUCCAAUUCUUUCUUGCUUGCAGCUCCUUCCGAUACUCAGUGCAGAGAAGAAUAUCAAACGGCAUUGCAAAACUACGUAGUGGGACGAUAUGUACCACGCUGCAAACCAGAUGGUAGCUAUGAGCCACUUCAGUGCCGUACGUCGUAUUGUUUCUGUGUGGAUAAGUAUGGAAAAGAGGUUCCUGAAAGUCGAAAAUCUGCCUCGGACCCUCCAAACUGCGCCAAGUUUGGUACGUGAGAUUUGAUAGAAUUUAAGUAUAUCAACAACCUAAAGAUGGACAUUUAUGGGGAUCAAUACAGAGGAAAAGAGUUUGAUUUAAAAAACGUUUGCAUCUUGGCCAGCGGAGUAAGGUUGAAUAAAGAGUAAGACUGAGAGCAAACUGCUUUGUGCCCUGAGGCCUACGCAAUGCGCUCGGUGAAAAACAGACUCACCGUCAUAAAAUUACCCUGGGCCAUAUGGGGAAAUAGAAGUCCUCGUAUUACUUAUUGAUGGAGCUAGGUGACAUAUUUCUCCAUUCUUUCUUUUCCCUAAUUGAUCUUAUGAUCUUUUAGACCGCCGCCUGGUUAGCUCAGUUGGGAGAGCGCCGGUCUGCUGAGCGGGAGGUCGCGGGUUCAAACCCCGGCCGGACCAAGACUUAGGGUCUUUAAAUGACCGAGAAGAAAGUGCUGCCUUUGUAAUGACAUCUGCAAAUGGUUAGACUUUCUAGUCUUCUCGGAUAAGGACGAAAAACCGUAGGUCCCGUCUCACAGCACUUUCACUGAUCUGUUCUUGUGGGACGUAAAAGAACCCAGACCCCGGUGGUGUGGCCAACCUUAACGGGUUGUGGGAUUGGGUAGGGAUGGCACCUUGCCUGGGACCUUUGAGUCCCGUUUGUGCCUAUUCCCUCUGGGCAGGCCUGUGUCCAGAAAAGCUUGUAAAACUAAAAACUAAAAAAUUAUUUACUAGCGCCCGUUAAUUCAGCUAGCUGAUUAAUGUAGCUAAAUGAUACAUUGCUCCAUUCUUUCCUCUCGCUUCUUGAUCUAUGUAAUUAUUAGCCCCUGUUAAAUCAGGUAGCUGUCAGAAUUUUCACACUCUCUCAUAACCAGAUGUUCACUUUCUUUUAUUAUCAUGAUUUCAGUCGAUCCACCAACAAAGUGUCAGCAAGGGUAUAAGGAAGCAGUGACCAAACGUUUGUUUUCAAGAGGUGGAACCGUCCCUCGGUGUCGACCAGAUGGAACAUACGAUGAAGUGCAGUGUUGUCCAAGUGGUUAUUGCUGGUGUAGUAACAGCUCCGGAUCGAUGUAUGGCUUAAGCAAGGGUUGGCCUCUAUGUGCCACUGGAGGUUAAUUUCAAUUUACUGCCUUACAGGCUUUAGACAUGUUCGAUUGACCGUGUACCGAACUACAAAUAAAUGAAAUUGAUUAAGAAACUGUUCGAUUAGAGAUUUAGCAUGUAACUCUCGCUGACAUACAAUUUUCAGCUUCCUGUUGCAUUUCGGUGGUUCUUAAACCUUCAUAAAAGCGAUUUGCACUUCUUUGGAUUCUUUUCUUUUCUUUCUUAAAAGCUGGAAUAAAGUAGAAAAAUGUAGUCCAUACUUUCAUGUCAUUGUGAUAAUAAUUACCGAAAAAAGAAAAGAGUACUAUGUAAAGCUCACAUAGGUUUUGCUAGAUUGAAAGCUAAAAGAUGUUAGACCUCUCUAUAUUUUGAAAGUGAAGCCAAUCGAUAUCGCUAGAAUUCCCAAUUCUUCACAAAGGUAGCUUGCAACGCUUUGACGCAUUUUACUUUAUAUUAAUUUUGUAGGGAAGCCACAGACACCUUGCCAGCGACGAUUCGAAAAAGCAUUUUCAGUUCGUUCCUAUGAUAAGUAUAUUCCUCAUUGCACUCCGGAUGGGAAAUUUUUCCCAGUACAGUGUGACGCAUCUGAGUGCUUCUGUGUGGACCAGCAAGGAGCAGAAAUCAAGAACACAACUAGGCUGCUUCCAGAAUUUCCAUCCUGCGAUUCAUCGUCAGGUAAACUGUUAAUCCAGUUUUUGAAUUUUUGUGCCUGAUUGAUUCAGGAAAUAAUUGAAGUUUUCCACAUAACGAACUGUGAAUGUAGCUCUAAAAAGCAGCAAGAAAUUCCAAAAACUUUUCGACCUUUUAUUUGCUGAAAAAGAUUUAUCAGGUUGUUUGAGCACUUAAACAGGUAAUAUGCUAACUUGACAUUCACUUUUCUAAGAACAAAAAAUGAUUGUUAAUAUGGCUGGAUAUUUUUGGUAGCUCUACCUUUGUCACCGUGCCAGAGAGAGAGGCUUUCAGCAACUGCGAAUCAUGUCAUAGGAAGAUGGGUGCCACAGUGUCAGGAAGAUGGCUCUUAUUACCCAGUACAAUGUUCAACUGGUUGGGAUUGUUGGUGUGUCGAUGAGGAUGGAAGGGAGAUCACAGGUUCUAGAGGAAGAGGUUGGCCGGACUGUGAGCAAACUGGUAAAUAUAAUAAGUGAAACAAUUAUCACAGCAGUUGAAUAGUAGUACUGCAUUCUCGCUUUGUUUAAAAAGGCAAGUUUUGGUAACUGAUUGGGAAGGUGCUUGCGAAAGACGCACAAAUUACGGACAACUAAUCUCUGCAUUCAGGUUAAGCUACAGAAAGAAAUGCACUUGAAGAGGAACAAGGUGCCGUUGGGCAACCAUAUCAUUUGUACAAAUGUAUUAAUCGUUGCUUCUGGCUGCCCUCAGUUCCUGAUGCCUUUUGUAUUUAUUGAACUAUGACACCUGUUGUUGUCUUAUACGUACUUGCUGCAAGUAAAACGUAAAUAACAAACGCGCUUAUAACUCAAAAUGACCUUCAGUCUUGAAAAUAAACUUUGUUACAUGCGAUUUGCUCAAUCUUUCCUCUACUUUUCAACAGUUAAAAGGCCGACCGAAUGUCGAAGCCACUUCAAAACAGCUUUACUUCGCCUUCUUCCUGGACGAUUUGUUCCUCGCUGUGGAGCAGAUGGAAGUUAUGAUCAAACACAAUGUGUCGGUUCCAUUUGUCUCUGUGUUGAUAAGCGUGGUAUUGCAAUUCCUGGAACAUCAAGACCGCGGUUUAUUAAGCCCAACUGUGAAGCUCGAGGUAAAACAAGAUAAGACCUAUUCCAAUUGGUAAUGCGAUGUUUUUUUGGCUUCGUUCUAAAUUAUUUUUAAAAUGUGCUUAAUUUAAAACCCUGAAUGAAAUAACUGAAGAACAUGGUCUUUGAAAAUGCCUAUAUAUUAUCAGUUUAUCUUAUCCCUUCUUGGCAAUUUCCCUCCUUGGGAAAGCUAUAGAAUCGCGGAUUAUCUCGGAGGCAGCGUGGCUGAGCGGUUACAAUGCUGGAAUUGUAAUCCUCGAGGAUUAGUCCCGCCCUGACUGUAACCUGGAUUCAAAUCCGAAUUCAAAUCCUCGGCCAGGCUUAUAAAAUAGUAACUGGUUCGCCUCCUACAAGAUUGGAUUCUCAACCACGUUUUGGUCCAUUUGAAUAAUUUGUUUCAUUAUCCCUGAAAAGCCUCAUUAGGAGAAAGAAUAACAACGUAUUUAAAGUUACAUUUAAACUACAGCAGGUCAAAUAAUGUAUUUUUGUUGCCUUACCAUCAGGUUGGAGAUUGACAACAUGCCAACGACACUUCCAAGAUUCAUCUCGCUUCUACACUACAGGCCGGUUCACUCCAAAGUGCCACACAGACGGUCGUUACAAAGAGGUCCAGUGUUAUGGAAAUAAAUGUUUUUGCGUUGGCAGUGAUGGCCUGGACUCCGGUUUCAAUCAAACUACGCUUCCUCAAAUUCCAAUCUGCCCAACAAUUCCCGGUAAGACAUGUUGCCCGUUGCUGCCUGUUAACAAGGCUAAUAUAGUGCUGCCUUGAGAAUCACGACGAGAACCUUUUUUUGGGGGGGGGGACAGAUUACAUAAAUUUCCUUCAUGCCUUUGCAAAAACUUUGACUUUAAAAAUUUGACUACUGGAUGUAGAAAUAAAUCUUACAAAUCCUUCAUUUUAACCCGUGCUUUGUAGAGAAAUCAACAAAUCGGAUACGAGGAGGCAAACGACGAAUUCGCCGCUUCCGAUAAUCUGAUUGGUUAUUCUUUUGAGCCGCAGUGUACUAUUAAACACUGCAAAGGACCCAGUAGAAUCAUCUGUUGCACUUAAACACAUGAUAUCAACUUGGAUCAGUUGCUUGCUUUCAUUAUCAUUUUAAAGUGGCUGUUGAAAGCUAGUCCUAUUCUCAAAUGUUUGCUUUUUCCGUUAUAUAUAAAACUUACAAGAAAUACUUUUUGUUUUUAUGCUCUUUUCAGCCCCUGCCAGCGGCAGAUCUAGGGGAGUGGCCCGGGGGGGCCCGGGUUCCCCCUUAUUUUUAGACCAAAAUGAGGCCGGAAGGGUCGAAAAAAAUUUUUUGGAGACCGGCCUCCCCCUUAUGUCAAGGUCUGGAUGACUGCCCCCCUCCCCCACCCCCUUAUCUGAAGGUCUGGAUCCGCCACUGCCUGCAGUUCAACUUUUGCAUGCCAUUUAUUUGUUGCAGAUACAGAGACUCCUAGCACACCACGAUCACCAUGUGAAAAGCAACGUGUCGCAGCUCUUCAAGAAUCUUCAGAUACAUUUGUCCCGUAUUGCAGAUCAGAUGGCUCAUUUGACCCUAUUCAGUGCCAAGGUUUGAUGUGUUACUGUGUAGACAGUGAUGGAAAGACAAGAGAAGGAACAGACAAACCACGACCAACUCGACCAGAUUGUGAAGGUAGAUGUUAUAAUAUUUUUUGGGAUGUUCAAAUACGCUUCUUCCUUUCUUCGCUCGCUUGAUAUUAACGUUGCCUUUUUACAAGCCAAAUCGCUCAAAGUGUUGCUUUAUUGAAUUGGUUUUUGUUCUCGACGACGUAGAGGACGUCGCUGAACAUUUCACGUGUAUUUUAAUCGUUUUCAGUGUUGGUUUUUAGCUUUUUUUUUAUCGCCAUUGGCGUUGAGUUAAACUAGAGAACUGUUUCCUCGCAACAUAAAUUAGAGUUGAACUUAAAUUGUAACAUUGUUGAGUUUAGGGAGGAAAAGAGUGGUAAAAACUGUGUUAAUUUCAUUUUAAACAGCUCCUAGUCCCACCAAAUGCCAGAGGGCUUAUCUUCGAGCUCUGGAACAAUAUCGUCCAGGUCGAUUUAUUCCACGUUGUACACGCGAUGGCCAGUUUGAUCCUAUCCAACUAAGUGGGCCAGACGCCUAUUGUGUGGAUCGUGAAGGAAACGAAAUACAAGGAACAAGAGUAAGCAGGCCAUUUAGGCCUGACUGUAGUUCAGGUAUGAAAAAUUAAUUUUUAUUUUGGCCAACUGCUAAUAAAAUGCAUCUCUUUCUAAUGUCGGCCACGUUUCUACCUUAAAGUAGAAAGAAUUUAACUAACUUCGGUCUUUACUUUCAUGUUUCAGAUAAACCAGGUCGAUGCCCAUUGCCUUGGAAGGGUUUGGACGGAAUCUGUGAUUUCAAAGGGGAUGAAUGCCAGCGUGACAAUGACUGUGAAGAUGACAACAAGUGUUGUUUCAAUGGUUGUCAGAAGGAAUGUGCUAAAGUGCCUAGUGAAAAAUAUGGUAAGGCUAAGUUUCAUUCAAACAACGGAGUAUAUCUUUUUGGCCCUAACUAUGUGCAGAAAUUGUUAAAAAGUUAAAACUCUUUGUUUUAUUUCUCCACAGGGCCAGCUUGCCCCACUCCCAUGGAUACCUCGUUCAUCAUAGAUUCAUCCGAAUGUGCUACCCGUCGCAACUGGAUUCUCAUGCUGAAUUUUAUCCAGACCUUAGUCAAUUUCUUUGAUGUGUCACCAGCUGGGGGUCGCAUUGCUCUGUUACAAUACAGCACCAAUGCAAACGUGGUUCUCAAGUUUAACACGUUAACGGGACGUCUUCUUAAUGGCGCAGAGGUUGUCAGGAAAGUUGGUCGUCUUCAGUGCCAAGAAGGAUUGAGAAGAAUUGAUAAGGCAUUAGAGCUUGCUGACAAGGAAAUUCUUACUUCUGCUGGUGGAAUGAGAAACAUCUCAAGGGUAAACACACUUACUACUGCAAUGUUCUUUCCCACUCCUAAGUAGAAUACGAGCCAUUAAUUUAAAUGUACACACCAUCUCUUACACGUGCUCCAGUUGUACUAAUGAUUCACUAUAACGUUCUUACCAUACAGCCUGUACUGGUAAUCACAACAGGAAAGCAAACAACAGACCAAGGCGUCUUGACCGAUCUUGGUGUGGCGUCUUCUCGCUUACAAAGCAAAGGUGCUCCAGUCUUUUCUUUGGGAAUAGGAGAAGACUUAGAUACCUCAGAACUUGGCAAAAUUGCGUCUGGACCUGAUAACGUAUUUUCCGUGGACUCAUUCGAAGACUUAGACGACAAAGUUAAGGAAAUAAAGAGAGGCUUAUGCUUAGGUAUUAAAUAAUGACUUAAUGUUAUGUGUAUAAACAUAUAUUUAUCUCAGUAUACUUACAUAUACAGCUGUAAGUACUCUUAAGUGUUGCAUUUGUUUAUGUCCGGUAUUAAGUAACAUUGCCUUAUUUUCCAUCGCAGGGUUGCCUCUUACAACAACCGCAACCCCAACACCAACACCAGGACCAUCAACUACACCGACAGAAGGUAACGUUUUCCAGACUGUGUACGUCAAGAAUGCUGACCUCUAAACAACUGUAUUGUUGAUCAUUACUGUACUUAGCGCAUUUAUCUUUUUUGAUACGCAGAUCCAUGCAGGACGGUUGGUUGCAACGCUCCCUACAACGUAGGCUGCAGAGUUGUAGACAAUGCAGCAGAAUGCAUCUGCCCUACAUGUCCGGAUACGAUCAGUCCUGUCUGUUCAUCAGAUGAUAUAGAGGACCCGUCUGAGUGUUUUAUGAAGAGAAGGUCUUGUCUCAGCGGCGAUCUGGUCACUGUUGCUAAAAGUGGGCCAUGUGGUAUGUGCUAUUUGACUCUAUAUGCAUUUGUCUUUUGUUUGAGAGUUUCUUUCAUGUAAUAGUUCAGUUGUGGCAACUUAUUUCGAACCAAAGUACACAUUAAAAACAUAAUCACGAAAACACGUUUGAAAUCUAAUCACGAAAUCCUCUACUUAUUUUAUUAUAUAUAUAGGGUCUUUUUUCCCUUUGGUUGCGGUUGUGUUUAACGUCAUGACUUAUUGUUUAAAUAACUAACCCAUAUCUUCAGUAAUUACAUUCAGCUGUUUCAGUACAAUGGCUAGGGGUUAUGGCAUUCUAUACUUCCAUUUAAUUGCCAAUUAAAAUGAAGAGACUUAAAUACAGCUGUAAAAGGACGUUAUUUAAAGGAUGUUUGAAUAACACAACUUUUUUUCUUUAUAUUUGCAGAUAAGGAUUGUAGGGCCAUUGUAGACGUGGCGUUUGUAAUUGAUUCGUCGGGAAGCAUCGGACCCGCCAACUGGGAAAGAAUGAAGCAAUUCCUUAAAGCAGUGGUCAGCAAACUUGAUAUUAGCCCCUCUGCUACACGCAUAGCAGUUAUUGCGUACAGCACCGAGCCUGAGGUGGUUAUGCUAUUCAGCAACCGACAGAGUACGGAAGACGUAAAUAGAGCAUUUGACAGCAUGCGCUGGCAACGAGGAUUUACAUUUACCGAUAGAGCUUUGAAACUUACAGAUAGUGAUUUGUUCCAGACGGCAAAUGGAAUGAGACCAAGCGUACCAAAGGUAAAGGGUAAACUUUCAUUUUCUUGCCAAAGUCGUCGUAGGAGAAAGUAUAGUGCGGCCCCUGCCGGCCCCUGCCUAUGUGAAGACGCUUCUAAGUUUCACGGAGUGUGUUGCUUACAAUAUAAAUCCAAUACCAGCUACGAAUUAAAGGUCCCCAAAACAAAGUGCAAGGCCUUUGGGGACAGGACCUUUGAUCGUGCUGGCCCCUCACUGUGGAACACUCAGGCUAGGAAGACUUUUUUUUACUUUGCUUGGGAUUUGCUCAUUGAACCGAUUCUUGUACGGUGACUGCGAUGAUUUAUUUUCAUCUUCUCUAGCUAGGUUUACUGUUUGUUAUGUGCUUUUGUUUGUCAGCUUUUGUUGGCGCUUUAGAAAAUGCACCGUGUAUAUAGUUUUAGUGUUAUAUAAAUAAAUAUCUCUGACUAUAUCUUUAUCUUUGUACACAGAAAAACUAGUGAAGACGUUUAUCACUACCGAAUGGGCAUUGAAACUCCAGUAAAUUGUUUGAUACAAAGCAUCCCUGUAUGAUGUAGAAAUAGGAAGCGUGUUCAUCCUGUCGUAAGAAAUUAUCUGGACAUUUGCUUUUCUUUUUUACAAUCAGGUCUUAAUUGUGUUUACUGAUGGGAAACAAACAACAUCUCAACCGUACACUGAACUAUCGGAGGCAUCUCAGGGAAUAAAGAAUAAGGGAAUUGAAGUGUACGCCGUUGGAAUUGGAAAGGGCGUAAAUGUAUCCGAACUCCAGAAUAUUGCAUCCAGCAAAGAAAACGUUCUACUAUCAACAUCCUUCAAGGAGGUCAUUAACCUCACUGUUCCGAUAAGAAGGACGAUUUGCGCCCGUGAGUUUCUCUUUUUGAACUGAGUGUUUUUUUAUGGUCUUCUUAAUUUGGUAUUUGUAUUCUAAAUGUCGGGGAGGGGUACUUAUUAGGAAACCCAAGCAAAAACGACUUAUUGGAAUACUAAGAAACUGUAAGUAAUUAAGGUAGGAAAAAAACGAAGAUUGUUAUCUUCUGUUCACAUUCUCUAGAAAACGUUAAAAUAGGAAGCUUCACCUCGAAGUCGUGCAACGACGGCAAAGAAAUGUACAAAAAUGCGUGCUGCAUUUGCAAAGUUGUUGUUUUGCUGAUCUAAACCUGUUUUUUAGUUUUUUGCCGUUAUCGUCGCCGUCGCCGUCGCCGACGUGGGUGCUUAAGCUCCCUAUUCUUAUGACAUGUAACACCUUGAUCGUAGCCUUAACAUGUUCCUUACAUGUUGUGUUGCUACGUGACGUUUCACCUGUUGAGCAGGUAUCCUCUCCCAUUUUAAUGUUAUGGCUAACAUUGGCUGUUAAUACGUACACUAAUACGAAUGAAUCAUGAAUAUAAAUUUGAUAAACUUAGUUGCAGUUAAUUAGCUAAAGACAAAGACCUGAGAAUGAGCGUUUAGGCUUGCCUGUAAUAGAAACCUCCUAACUUUACGCUGAGCGGAUGCAAUAAAAACGUUUUCCUUUUUCGCUAAUCUUGCAAAGUGGUGGAGCAGGUCUGUUAUGAGUUUGUCUUGCUUGUUGAUGAUCUUUAUAUGUGUAAUGCGGAUGAAAGAGGUAAAUGUAAAGACGUGUUUAACGAUGAACAUAAAGUAACCUGAAAAUAUUCCAGUGGUGCAGAUGGAAUACACAAAUUAUUUUGGUAUCUGAAUUUUUGUUCUCUCGUAGUGCCUCCCGUAACGGUGACUCCAACUCCAACUCCAACACCAACACCAUCCUCAACACCAACACCAACACCAACACCAACCGAAGGUUAGUUAUUGGUAGUAGAUAAACGACAACAUUAAGAAAAGUGAAUAUGGUAUGAGUAUUCGCAAUCCACACCCAGAUAUGAAGGGGUACAAAACCACCUCCUUUCCUACGUUGGUUUUCGCAAUUAUUAUAUUUUGACAAAAUUAGACGAUUUGAAGCCCCGCAAAAUGAAAUAGAUGUUCAAAAAAUGGUGGAUAUCACAAGAUAUCUCCUAGCCCAAAUCCUCACCUAGGCGCUAGCAUUUUUGUCGACUUCAUGCCGAAAUUAAAAAUAAUUGUAUCGUAUAGCAAGUGCCAAAGUUCUGAGUUUUUCCAGCAUAGCUGGAAAUUACUGUCAUGCUUGAGCAUACGGGCAAUAUUUUGCCAGGAGGGGGCGGUAAACAAUUUGCCCAAAAAGUUGUCGCAUGUUGCCCAAAUUUUCACGAAAGAGUCGAAAAGAUGCGAGGGUCAUACGAUGCAACAACUUAGGCCUACAUGUGAAGUGAAAAUAUUCUUACAUAUGAAUGUAUCUUAUGAGCUCAUAAAAUACGUUAAUAGCUGUCUUUUAACAAAUUGUUAGAAAAGCUACAGCUAUGAAGUGUUUGGUACAGACUGAAACGUUUUUAUCGCCUCUCUAUUUUGGUACCAUAAGCUUUAAUAAGCAAAGGAACUACAGUUUAACAAGUUUGAAGGCGUUUAGUUAAAUAACUAAGCCGCUGUUUAUUUCUCUUCCUUAGAAGAGGUUUGUCCCAUUCCUAUGGAUACGACCUUCGUUAUUGACUCAUCAGUGUGUGAUGACGAUAACGACUGGAAUCGCUUGCUGAAGUAUGUGCAAACUUUGGUCACCUUUUUCAAUGUAUCACCAUCCGUAGGGCGUAUUGCCCUCGUCCAGUUCAGCACUGACGCGAGAGUUCUUCUCAAGUUCAACACGUUAUCUGGUAACCUUCUGAAUGGCGCAGAAGUCAACCAACGA